AACGACCGUGGUCGUAGUUCAUAAUAUCAAACACAUUACUAUAUUAUUACCGCGUUUGCGCGCGAGACCGACGGUGUGCGAAACCGUAUUCGUUCUUCGCAACGAUCGCGCACUCGUAUUAAUAUCUAGGUUCUAUCUGAGGGCUUUUUUUUUUUCCGUUUUUUUUUCACCGUACGCGUGUUUGUUUUUUUUUUUUUCUGUUGCGACCCUUCGUCCGUUUUGUGUUCGCCGUCCGAUCCCGUCUAUUCGGUACGGUAUAAUAACAAUCAUAUUAGUAUCGUCUCCUGUCCAGCUCCGGUCGAUGGAGCGCGCCUGAAACACGUACGGGUAAACCGCGGAUGCAUGGACCGUUUACAUCUGGUCGCCGUCUCCGAUUUCCGAGGAUGUAAUAACGUCGAUCGUCCAUUGGUAAGUCUGCGAGUAUAUUCGCACACUAUUGUAUCUACAUUUCGGGUACAGAUAAAACGGACAUCUCCGUAUACCCAGUACAAAUAAUUCGCUGCCCGCUCGACAUUGACUUUUUUUCGCCUAUACGUGUUCCAGUGUAAAACGGGGCUGGUUGACCUAUUUACUAAUAAUCGCUUCGUCGAUAUUAUCCACCCGCGACCGAUCCAUACCAAUCCCUAUAAUUCUAUGCGUAUUUGCGUUUUUCUCCCCAUGUAUUAUAAAAAAAAAAAAAAAAAAAACGGGUCGUCCUGACUUGGUCGCGUGUUCUGUUCGCCGUACUCGCCGUCAAAGGCUCCCACGCGCUGGACAAUUCGCUUUCUUGCGAUUCCCAUAGACACUAAUCGGGAUUUCUUCGAUAAUAAUGUUCAUUGUUUACCGUACCCGCCCGGGUAUAGUAAUAUAAUAUGUCGCCACGAUUUCUGUGUCACGACGACAAACGAUAGGUACUUAGAUACAUAACGUAACGCAAUAGCACGCAACCGCCAAUUGGUAUAUAGGUACAAGUAUAAUAUAAUUGGAGUCGCCGCCAUGUGAAAGUUUCGAUCGGCAACUCUAUGGUUUAGUCUGUCGUCAUCCGUAUUUUACAUACUAAAUUUAUUAUGUUUAAUCGUCUUGUUUGUUAUUUGAAACCGUCAUCGUCACUUCCCGCUUCUUAUUUCUAAUUUCGAAAACCAAAAAACUUAAACGGGUGCAAACUAAUAAGCCCAUACCCGUCGCAGGAACGUUUUACCGUUUUGAAUCAAAAGAAGGUGAUGUACAUAAUCCAUGUUGUAAGUCACCUUGUUGGUGAUUAGUUGAUAAUAUUAUAUCAAUAGAGAACGGAUUAGUAAUAAUUAUUAUUAUCGAUUAGCCUUUUUCCUAUAUUCAUUAGACCGCCGUCGGUUUGUCCGAGGUCGACUUGUCACGUGACUGUGUGUGUUUAUAUUAUAGCAUAAUACUUCACUGUGUACCGAUAAUGAUUCAUUUAACGAUUAACGAUUUUGUUAUUGUUUUUGUGUUGUCGGCGUCCCGGAAACUUGGUCCGAGUGACUUGAACGACUGCUGUAUUCGCAAUAUUUAUAUGAUAACCCUAACCGUUCGAUACGAUUUGACUUGUUUGCAUGUACUCGUCUUGUUCGCUAAUCUUUUGAAUUUAUUAUACAUAUAGUGUAUAACUUUACGUUUUUACCUAGGUAACCGGCUUAAGGAUUUACCGUAUUCGUCAUAAAUUAUUAUGUAUUGUACAUAAUACAUUAAGAAUGUUAUGUGAACUAUUUUUCAAUUAUGAAUUGAAUUACCGGUAUAGAAGAAAAACCGCGGGCAAAUAAGGGAAAUAAAGAAGACGCCUUUCAUAUAACAAGUAAUGUGAAGGGACAAAGACUGCAGGGGGUGGGGACACUAGAAAUAUGUUAGAGUAGCAAUCGAAUUAUGGAAGCUAGAGGGUAGAAAGCCUAGACAAGGGUCGAAAAAAAUGGCGAAUAGACGGAAUACAGCAAGAUCCAGAGAUGUUGGAAAUGACAUUGGCAGAGACAGGGCAGGGAAAUUGAUGGCUAGAGUGGCGGCUAAAACUAUUAUAGAGUUACGAGGCCAUAUCAAUAGAAAAUCGCGGAAAAAUAACGGAAAUUACGAAGGUGCCCUUCAUAUUAAUAAGUCAUGCGAAGGGACAAAGACUGGGAUACUAGAAAUAUGUUCUAGAAGCAAUCGAAUUAUAAAAGCUAGAGAAAGGCCUCGAUGAAGCCCGAAAAAAUGGUGGAUGGAUUAAAGCGAAAUCCAAAGAAAUUGUAAUUGACAUUGAAAGGGCAGGGACGGUUAAACCUAUUACAGAGUUGUGAGGCCAUACGAUGAUAGUAAUUACAUAUUAAGUUCAGAAUUUGUUUUCACCAAAAUUAAAAGUUAAAAAUUGAUUCUAAAAGUCACGAAUAAUAAAAAAAAUAAAUUUAUAAAAAAGUAUAGUAUACUAUAGUAUAAUACAGAUGUACAUAAUAUAUAGCGUACAAUUUUGUUAUAUUUUGUACGUCUAAAAGAUGUUUCCGGAUGGAUGGAAACAAAUGAUUUGUGGUAGACAGCUAUAGAGCCAAUAACAAUACAUUACUUAUACGUUACAGGAACUGUAACAUCAAAAAUAGUAUACCUACUCUCCAAAACAGUCGAUUGAAUUUUCGAAAAGAAACAAUAAUUAAAUGUUGAUGCGUAUUAAGUUUUGCAUUGUCAUAACCGCCGGAUAAGUCUAUUCGACUGUCAGACAAAAAUCGCGUUAUUAUUAUGUGACGCACUGAUAUAUUCAAAACAAAACAUACCUAGCAAAGAACCUACAAAGGAAGCAACACUGAAUAGAAUUAAACACCGCAUGACAAUGCACAAGUGAAUCUUAAAAGAAAUCCGCCUCUCUACUGGAGCAUUGCCGCGCAAUUUUCUCGCAUAUACUUAGAAACAAUGUAACGAUGCCUUAUCACGAACACAGUCAACCGUUAUACAUUAUAUUGUAAUAUCAUACUGAUCAUAUACCUGAGAGUUUACAUCGAGUAUCUGAAACAUUAACUAUUCUAGAACUAACCUGACGUUUAAUACCGCAGUAUACAAUGAAUAUAACUAAAAUGGAUUCGUGUUUUAAAGGGCUUUUAUUUUUAUUUUUCAGAAGUAAAUAAUUAGAAAUGUAUAUAAUUGGUCAAGUGUAUUCGAAUUAGAGUAGAGGGCAGUUGUACGAAAAUGAUAAUGAAAAAUAACGAUAAGAAUAAAUAAGGAGGAAAUUAAUCGAAAAUGAACCCCGAUUUGUCAUGCAAAACCACGUCAAAUGGUUUUAUUUUAUUUCGCGUGCACUGUGAGCAGUCAGUUAACCCUUCGAUCCAUACAUUUUUUUCUUGGAAAAUAUUAAAAUUUAGCACUCAUAGUGUUACGUAUAUAUAAAAAGAAAUACCACAAUGGCUCAAAGGGUUAUUAUGCGAAAACGGUUUUUAUCAAUUUUACAACAAGUACCGUUCACCGUUAAAAUUAUUGUACCUAUAAUCAACAACGGAUACAAAUUUAAUGUUUACAAUAUUCAUUUAAGAUUUUGAGCGGAGUAAAAAGAGUUGAUAUUUUUUGAACGAUAUAUGCCCACUCGUAUGUGCUUCCUUAUAUUAUUUAUUUAUUUAUAAGAUUAGGGCUGGAAUUUCUUAGUAUAAUGUGGUCGGUCAAAUAUAUUGUACAUCCUAAUAUCCUGUUCCGAGGUGAGCUAAAUGAGACGAAUUCAGUACUUUAUCAAUAUCAUUGUUUACUCCUUAUUAAUAAUAUUUAAAAUAUUAUAAUAAUAAUUUUAUAAAAGAUUUGCAGGUAAAUUUUAUAACCUUGAAUCUGGUACCUAUACUGCUACUAUACUAUAGGUAUACAUAAUAGUGUGUCCUUUGUUUCGCGAUUUGAAUUAAAAUCUAUGCAUUUCCCUAUUAUGUUAUACAUGCGCCAGAUGAAAGAUAAUAAUACAAAUAACAAAAUGUAUUAUUUUAAUAUGAUUCUGUUGUGAUUCUGCCAGAAAAUAAAACAUAUGACUACGUACUACAAUAUUGUUCGUAUUUAUUAUAUUGUACAGAUUUUUGAAGAGUAUAAUACAUAAACAAGGUUAGCAAUACAUUAAGACAUUGAAAAAGGUACUUCAUUGAACUUUUUAGAAAUAAUUUUUAUUUAUUUGAUAAUUUUAGAUUGAUUUUGUUUGUAUUCCAAACAAAUAUUGACUUAUUGUAUUUAAUAAUUAUACUGAUUGUUAAUAUUGUCAUUGCUCAUCACUGGCGAAUGCGUAAAACCCUCGUGACAUCGUUGAAACGUCAUCCUAUAAUUUCCUAGUAAAGUAUUAGUACAGUGCAUUAUGCGUUUAUUUUUCAAACGAGAUGUUAUUUGGAACAGUGUUAACAUCACGUAAUACGAAUUUCGAUGUGGAUCGAAAUGUUCAAAAAUAUCUCUGCUGUAAUUUCGUCGACAUGCUACGUACCUGCAGUGUAUCUGAUUAAUGUUACGUAUCUGAGAAAACGUUAUAUAGACUCGGAAUCCUAUAAAUAAUGUUUGAUCAAUGUAACGGUCUGAUAAAUAAUUACUAUAGAAUGUACAGAUAUUCUGUAAUUUUUAAAUAAACUGUUUAGGAAUGAAUGUUUAUUCGAUUAUGUUCCAAUUCGAAUUUCCCUGCUUUUUAGCCAGAAAAAUUUAAAUCGUGUUGGUACCAAGUUAAUACAUCAAAAAAUUAAAAAUAAUAUUCCUAAUAACUAGUUAUUUGAUUUCAAUGGUUGAAAAAAAUUAUAACACACAAUGACGUUAUAUAAACGCAAUAUAACAUAAUUUCAAAAUUCAAUAUUUCCCUCCUUGGCAAAAUCUUAUAACACGCCACUGGUUGACGAUAUAAUGAUACUUAUUAUAUUAUUUGUCAAUGUAUGUACAUUACACAUAGUAUCACUCAUCACUAUCACUUAUGAUGUGAGAUUUUUAUUACAGUCGUUUUUAUAUGUUAAUAAUAAUGUUUUAAAAUAGAGCUCACCGUGGGUUUUUAUCUGGUUUUAAAUCGAGGCAUUAAAUUAAGGAGGUAGGCGUGUUUUGUAUAAAUUGCCCGUUGUUUUGUAUUUUAAUUUAUAAUGCAUCUAUAAUUUUCUUUAACUAUAAUAUUUUAUAUGAUUCGAACAUAUUUGUUGUUGCUGUGAUUUUUCAUUAAAAUCUUGUUUUAUAUCUCAUGAUUACGAUUAAAAAAAUGCGUAGCUACAAGUAUAUUAUAUCUAAGGUUUAAUUUAGAAUAUUCGUUUUAUAUCUACUUUGGUAGUUACAAAGUUUAUGCGUGUAGUUUUUUUUUUUUUUUUGUAUACGAUACAAUCAACUAACACUUUAUUGAAUAAAAUAUUUUGUUUGCAACGUUGAUUUAAGGAUAUCAAUCGUUUAAACUCCUAACUUUAUAAAGGCUAUAACAAUAAAAGUGUUAAACUAGUAUUUUAUUUGUUACGAUAUUAAGAACGACACGAAGGACAAAUUUGUUGUGGCGUACCGUGAAGGCGCUUACUUUGUUUGUUCUCUUAUCGUUAAACCAAAUCGGAAAGUCUAUUCGGUCAAGGUGGAAAUAUCACACCCAAGAAAUAUUUUACUUUUGAAAACGUUUUAUUUGUAUAAAAAAUAAAUAAAUAAUUAACAUGCUUUUAAAGAGCAUUUCUUAUAAAUGCUUAAACAUUUUUGUGAUAUUCGAUUUCGACGAGCCAUUUACCAUAAUAUUAUAUACAAAUUAUUUUGUAGAUUACAUUGUAAUAGAUAAAUACUAUAGUGCGAUGAAUUCGAAAGGAAAUCAUAUUAUGUUCAAUGAAUAUUGCAGUGACGAAAAAUGAAACAAAGAGUUAGGUUUUUUUUUUUCUAGUUAAAACAAUAGAUAAAACAAAAAAGUCAACGUAUAAUUUCAUAUAAUACCUACGCACAAUGAAUAGGUUUAUAUGGAAUUUCACUCAGUUAUAAUAUUUUUUCAUGCAUUUUACAUGUAAUAACUUUUAAACAUAAUAUUAUUAAUGCUCGGAAAGUAAAAAAAAAUCAUUGUUAACGAAAAACGAUUCUAAGCAGAAUAUUAUUAGUCGUGUAUUUUCCGUUGAUAUAAAGGUAAUCUAAAAAUAAACAAAGAUUAGACAAAUAUUAUCAGUCUUUCCCAUUUAUUAAAGAAAAAUUACGAAGAAAAUAAUAAAAAAAAUGACCUUUAAUCACCAACUCGAUCGAAAAUGCUAUAUAAUAAGAGAGUUCUUCUAUAAAGUUUUUGAGCUAGAUUUCUAGUAGAAAAGUUGUAUACAAAAAAAAAAAAAAAACAAUAAGCAUUUCUCGCUUCCCUCAAAAUCUAAAACGUUUUUGACUUUUUUUUUUUAUUAUAUAAAAGCCGAUGAUAUUAUUGUGUGUUCUAAAUAAAUGGCUCGGUGGUUUAAGUCGAUUUUCAACAGCUGCUGAUAUCUAUAGCUACCAAUAUUAUCGGUUUUGUGACUUCGAAAUAUAUGUACAGUAGUGUUUAUAAUAAUAAUUGCGGUACUCGAUAUUAUUAUAUUUUACCAUCGGAACGAAUACGGCGGCAGCGAUGGUUAACUUAACUGUAAAAAGACGAUGGGUAGCCGAAAUCUUCGCGAACGAACGGCUGAACUAAUGAUUAGAAAAAUUCGAGUGACGGCUGCAGACGGAAGUAGACGUCAUUCCGCAUGCCGUAUCGAAGAAAGAACAUCGCUCGCUAUAUAUAGAUACCACUUUAAACGAUAUUGUAUAGUAUAGCGGGUUAAAAAAUAGAAUUAAAUGGUUUUUUUUCUUAUAGAAAAUCGUGAUGGUAUCUGUGUAUACACAGAUUCGGUGAUUCGAUUGUUCUACUAUUUCGUUACUAAAAAAAAAAAAACAAUUUUUAUUAUUACGCGCCCGAGUGAAAAUAUUUUUUAUUUCAAAAUGAAAACGUACCUAAUAAUUUUUAAAUCUCUAUUACGGUUAUAAUGGGUAAAUUAUUAUGUUAUAUUUGUUUUUUAUUUUGUCCGCGGUCGGUCAAAUUUUCAUAAAACGCGAAUAUUGUUAUGUUUUCCGAGUUAACACAAUUGUGUAAAAAAAAAAUUAAUAAAUUGCAAUUAUAGAUUUUAGAAUAUUUCUAGUGCCGAUGUAAUGAUAAUAUUAAUGUCGAAUAAUAAGUUAAUGAUAAUUUCUAAAUUUCAUAAAUUAACGUACUCAUUAUAAGGUACACUGAUAUUAUGAAAUAUAACGCGUUUCGAUGUACAAAAUGAUUUUACGUACAGGCACAGCACUCGCGUGAAUUAUUAGAAAUGUCACCUUUUUUUUUUUUGGGUACACUAAAUACGUAAUAAAAUUAAAAUCCGUUACAAAUGGUUUUUGUUUUUUUUUUUCGCAUAGAAUCGAUCAUUUUUCUUAUGCAUAAACGAAAGUCUAAACGAUUAAUUAGUCUCGGAGUGUUGGACGUAUCACGUCCGGUGUAGUGCAGGUAAUCGUAUUGGAGAAAUUUAUCGAGUAGAUACCCAGUACAUUAUAUAUUAUUAUGUUUUUCACCCUGAGCGAUUUUUAAGUGUUUUUUUUUUUUUUUUUUUGAUUCGUUAUCAACACUGAAGUUAUUUCGAACAAGAGUAUAAUAUUGCGUCAUUCGAGUACGAAAAGGUUCAUUCUAUUGAUUUUUUGGAGAAUCACUGUUUUUGAACAGUUUGAUGUAUAGAAAAACAAAUAACCUAUUUUUAACGUUACUAUGAAGUUUCUAUUUUAGUUUGCUAUUGAAAUAUUAAAUACGAAAUGGUUUUUAAACCAUUUAGUGAAAAAAAUUAUAAUUUUCUUUUAUACAAACAAAAUAGAAUUUUUUUUGAAUUCAAUUAUUAUUUGAGAGGUUGUUUUAUCUAAUGAUAUUCGCAUAUUUUGAAAAUUAAAAGUUUCUAUAAUACAGUAAAAAUAUACUGAUACAAUAGUAUGAAAAAAACUAAAACUACAAAAGGUCUCGGAACAGUAAUUUUUUUAAGGGUUCUAUUUUCACCGUGCUCACUUUGACACUUUUACUUAUCGAUACAAAAACGAUCGGUUUAAUCACUUUAAUAGGUGGCCAUCAAAAUCUAUUCGGAUUAAAGAGCACUAAUUUGUCCGUCGUUCUAUCGGAUUAAUACAUUGAACAAUACCGGUCGGUAUUAAAAAUACGAAUUUUCAAAAAUUAAAAUCCAUAAUAAUCGUUAUAAUUUCAUACCGGCCACCCGGAACCGUUUCGUUCUCAGUUGACGAAUUUGUACGAUUUUCCGCAGGUCUAAUGUAUUCGCGAUUUCGUCAUUUGUGUGUUUGUUUUAAUUGCGCUUUAACGUAUCGUCAUCAUGUUGACCUUCGCGAUAUUGAGACAUUUUUGGAAAAUAAUUAUUGUUAUACUCGCUGUUCGUAUUAACGAUAUGAUUCACUCGGUCAUCAUAAUAUGACUCGUUGUGUUAUUAUCAUAUCCGGACAUCGAAUUACGUUAAAAUGACGUUUAUUGUGCGUACCGCAUACCUCUACCUAAAAACUUUGAGGUGACCCGAUCGAAACCGAUCCGGUAUAAACGAUCGGACGCAUGCCGUUCGGUUUGCAACACGAUUACAAUUACAAUUAUUAUUGUGCGAGAUUAUACCUGUGCGCGCAACACAGAGAAAACGAAUUUACCACGUUGCGGUUUUGCGGACGACUCCUAAGGAUUCUCCGCUCGAGUAUUAGGCGCUAAUGUUUACGAAUUAAUCUGCCAAAGCCGAUAAAUAAAAUAUUGUCAUUGCCGUGCAAGGUCAUCAUAAUUGGGUUUAAUUCAAUUAGUUUCAUUGUUGUGCGCAUAUGCAAUUCGUUCGUACUCUGUAUAGUCGAAUAAUAUUCUCGAACGCGUGUUUCAGACCUCGAGUAAAAAAUAAAAAAAUAAAAUAAAAAUAAUAACAUUCAUGAUAUUGUUCCGUUGUCGGUUAAUUUAAAUUUUAUUAACUCGCUAUAGUGCCUACCCGUUUUUUUAUUAUAAUUAUUAUUUUUGGUGUCGUUCGUUCUUGAACAGUGUUUUCCCGUAUAUUCGGGUAUAAUGAUUUUUAGAUAUUUAAUUCUGUAGACAUUAUGGAUUUCGGAGUUUAAUUUUUACUAUACAAACACGCGAACGUCAAUGCGAGUUAAAUUACAAAACCUCUAAACAUAUUUUAUAUUUCGCGUAAAUCUUUGUUUAAUACCGACCGCAAUAUAUAUUUUCUGGGUUUUUUUUUCUUUUUUUUUGCGUAGGAUUUUCUUUUCCAUCCUCGAGUUUGUAUAAUUAUAAUAUUAAUUAUUAUUGCAAGUGACCUCUCGGCGUCACGCUGUUGUAUACAUUUAUUAUGUACCUAUCGGUAGGUGAAUUAUAGAAAAACCGAAAAAAAAACAUAAAAACAAAUAAAUAAAUAUAAAAUCCUUUACAAAUUGAUCAACAAUUUCGUAUUAUAUAUUUUGUUAUGAAUAUAACAACGCAGUUUAAAUUUGUCGACUCCGUAAAGUAAUUAUACGUAAUAUUUUAAUUUUUUUCGUACAAUAGAUAUACGAGGGUACUGUCUUAUAUUUUAAAAAUUAUAACACUUAGAAACCUAUAGGUAUUAUAUUUUACAAAUUAUCAAAUCGAUUAGAAAUCAUAUCGAAAUUUGACGAAUAUUUAAUUAAAUAUUUAGUCGUUACGUCGAAACGUUGUAUGUUGUAACGCUGUAAAACUCUGUAAUUUAUACACGUUCUAAAUUUAUAAUCCUUAAGAUUUUUGUUUUUGUUUUUAAUUGAUUAAUAAUAUCUGAAGUAUGGUAUUUAAGUUCCGCGCUUCUGUUACGCUGUGCACGUACAGGAAAAAUAAAAUAAAAAGCACUAUUCGCUUCCCUAGCAAUUGUUAUUGUACUCGGCCUAACCAAUUUUUAAACAUAAAUCGGUAAUAAGUAAUUUUCGAAUUUUUUUUUUAAAAAAAACACUAAUAAUAUUAUUGCGGUGAAUUUUUCACCUAGGUUAUUUUUAACAUUCAUAAUUAUUUUAGAUUAUACUAUGAUGAUUACUACUAUAAUUAUUCUACUAUAAAUCUUGUUCCGAUCAUUAACUUUAGGUGCGAUGUAGACAAUUUUAGAAGGCCAUUAAUAACACGGAAUGUAAAAUUCUGGAACGUUACACUCCGGAACGUAAUAUUCUUGUGUGUAAUUUUCCGGAACGUAAUAUUCCGGAAUUUUACAUUAAGUUAAAACCAAUGUUUCCUAAAUCUUCUUAGGAUUUCUCAUCGUUCUGAAAACGGUCAUCGCCAAUAUGUUCACCGAUACGUUCCAAAUAUACGGCUGUUUAUAUUAUUCCGCUGGCUUUUUAUCUUCGCUCGAGCCUUCUAGAUCCAAAAGUUGUUACACCCACCCCGAUUAUUUUGCCCAUUUAAAAAAUCCCUAUUGAAGAAAUACAUAAUAAAAAGUAUAUUAUCAUAGGUAUGACUAUUACCUACUGUUAUUUUAUUUUAUAAACCAUUGAUCAUUUUGAAUAUUAAGUAACUUUUUGAAUUUUCGCGGUCCGGAUAUUCCUUUCUGAAUUAUUUAGUACUGGGAAAUUACAGUCCAGAUUUUUCAGUUCGAGAUUUUACGUUCUGGAUUAUUUCGUUCCAGAAAAUUAUAUUAUUGAAUAUUGCGUUCAAGAUUUAUUAAAACCCUCUGAAAAUGUUUUCUAUUUGAUGCAAUGAGUACGAGAUCAAUUUUUGAUUUUCCUUGUAGUAAGAAUACAUGAUAGCGAAAACCCGAGAUUAAAUUUUAUAUUAGAUUUUCUUUUUUCUUUUUUUUUUGUAACUCUGUGAAAAAUAAUCUUAAAGACCGUAAAUUUCACCAAAUCCAUAUACAUAUCACAAAUUGAAAUUAAUGGUAAAAAAUAAAAAGUGGGAGCGUAGUAAUUGCUUUUUACAAGCCUGUAAAGUUUAAAUUUUAAUGAAAAUGCAUUUUGAUAAAAAUGUAAAAAUACAUAUAGUCAUUUUGGUCCAUUUAAAACAAAUACAAGAGGUACCUACUGUAUAAUUUCUGAAAAAUUAGUUAAGGUGUUCUGUCCUUCUGUCCCUCUCCCCCUCUCCCUCCUAAGUCGAGCACCGCAAUGACGUUAUAAUAUAUACUGACGAAACGUUUUUACGUAGGAGUGUAGGACUUGCUGAACUGGUAUUGUAAUAAUUAAAUAUUACAGUCACCUUAGGUGAUUCACCUAUAUAGACCCAAAUGUCAUUAUUGAUAAUAGUGAAAUAAUUAAUGGUAAAAUAAUUGUAACAAUCGAUUCAGUUUGUAACGUUAGGUAGACAAUAGGCAUAUGUGCGAUUGGUGUUAUUUUAUAAGUGAAUAUCCAAUGCGCGUUCACUGGUCUUUCUUAAAAAGAAAAAAAAAGUUCACGAGCCGAUAUGCAUAUCCCCAACCACACAAUGAGAGUAUUUUGCCGCACUAAAUAAAACUAUUUUAUCACAAAAUCGUCUAUAGUUCAAUCAUUUAUCGUUAAUUUCCCAGUGAUUGACACACGGUAAGCAUAAUAUUUUAUUCCACUUGGUGUCCAAUGAUGGACUUUACGGCGCAGUGUCCGGUUUGAUAAAGAAAAUCUUCGUGAAAAAUGCCCCGAUAUGCGAAUAUUGUCCAACGUAGAAAUACUCAUAUGUAUAAGUUCAUUAAUUUUUAAUUUUUUUUUUUUAAUAUGAAUGCUCAUAAAAUUUCUAUCGACCUACGUCGAUUUUUUAACGCUUCAGCCUAUACUUAAUAAAAAUAAAAAACCCAAUGUGUUCCGCACGUAACGUUUAUUGCUUAUGAGUAUUACCUUACAUUUUAUAUUAUUAUUAUUGUUUCACUUUCUCUUUGACGCAUAAACUCGCACGUUUUGCGGAAUUAAUUUUUAUCAUUUUUAUAUGUUAUUAAUAUAAAACACUACUAGGUACUUUUGGACAAUAAUCUCAUAUAUAUCUAUAUAGGUAUUACUGUACGAAUUUGACGUGUUUAAAAAAAAAAUAAUAAUAAUAAUAAUUUCGAUUUCCCCUAGCAUUAUAGUGUUCUUAUAACAUCGUACAGGUAUACUAUUAUUACGGUCCGACUAAAACCGCGCGAGCAGAUAUUAUUAUAUUGUACGUUACAAAAUAUUAUAAUAUCGAUACGAUAUUGUCAUAACGGUCCCGUGUAUUAUAUUAUAAUCCGUGUCGGAACGUACGAGCACGGGUAACCUUAAUGGCUGUCAACUGUUUUCUCGCUCGUUUUCCACGUUGUCAACGUGGGUAAUAAUAUUGCCUCACGUUUCCACAGGUAGGUGCGCCGCGCCGUGUGUCGGUCACACGGACGCAUUUUUUUGGCUUAAAACGAUUAAAAACGCCGCGGUAAUGAGUAUAUAGGUAGCUAAUGUGGCGUACAUUAUAUUGAAAAUAGUAAAAAAAAAAAAAACGAUCAUUAAAAUUCCUUAGUCACGGACGUUUUUAUAAAAUAUUGUACGGAAACCCGUCAACCCGCGCUAUCCGCUAUGGUCAAAAUUCGAAUUUUCGACCGCACUACAUGAACAUGUACAUUAUGAUAUUUUAGUCCUUGAGCAUAGCUAGGUAAUAUUUAUAAUAAUAUUUGGGGGGGAGGAGAAAAAAAUCUUCGUGCGCAGGACCGAACUCAACGGUUCAUUAAAAAAUAUAUAUUUCUAUAGGCUAAGUAUAAGUGUAGGUGUACUUGUUAUAAUAUUCGCGUAAAAUAUCGCCGGGCUGAAACUCGCGUACCCAGUUCAAGAGGUAACAUUAACGUAAAAUUUCGCUUUAUUUCUGCGUAUCUCGCAAUACAACAACAACAGAAGCAUUUCGCAUUUCCGCGUCCGCGACUAUCCGGUUUAGUUUUUGGGCAACAUAGGACCUGUUAUGCGUUUUACAGAAGAAGAGCAUUUACCGCGGAUCCUGCGAACACAUUUUAACGGUGAAAUUCCGGAGAAAAUUAAAACUGUGUUGAAUCAAACGAGCGCGAAAAACAUUUUGUAAAAUUGUUGUCGUGUACAAAUUAUUAUAAUAUAGAUAACACUGUUACUAUUUCUCGAACGAAACGCAUUAAGUACACACCAUUAAUAUUAAAAUAUUUUUUUCUAUUUCACUAAAUACCUACCGAGUAUAUUUUUUUACGGGCUAUUUCGAUUAUUCGCCAAUUAUCGGGUGUAAUAGUAUUAGAAUAUUUUUAACAACACGUGUGUAUAUACACAAAUAGUUUUCUAAUGUACACUUUUAUUUUUAUAGGCAUACAUUACAUACAUUUUUCGUAUUUUGAUAUUCGAUAGAGUUUUGAAAUUAUCCGUUUAUACAGCUAAAUAAUAUUGUAGAGGUAUUUUUUGUUACCAACGAAAAUACGUAUUUUCAACUUUUACUAUUAUGGGGAAGGGGAGAUCCGUAGUUUAUACUUGCAGUUACUACCUGGAUAUUUUUCGGAAGGGUUUCAAUAUUGAAUUUGUUUGUACAUUUUUAUCGUCUAGUUGCCUAUUUACAACUAACACUAUAUAAUCUAUCAAUAAUCAGUUAUUACUUGCGAUCACGUCUCUAUUAUAGAGGUAUACAGGUUGCCUUUAUUGCACUUAAUAAUUAGCUUCCGCUUGGAAACCUAAUAGCACAACGACGAUACUAAUAUACGUAUGAUUUUUAUACUUAUUACCAAUUAUGCUGCAGGACCCUGGAACAUUUAUCUGAUUUUUUGGGAGAGGGGUCCCAGUAUCCCUGUAAAUAUUCCACUGUUUAUUGAUAAUAAUGUGUGUAUAUAUAUAGGUAAAAACAAAAUGUUUUUCGUGAUUUCGAUCUGUUUUAGAGAAGUAACGCAACAAAUUAAAUUGAAAUAGUUAAACAACAUUAUUUAAAUACUCAUGUUCGGUAGUUUUUGAUCGGAUUUUCAUCUGUUUACGUUUAAAUAAACGAUAAAAGUUAUAAUAGUUAUUAUUGGCUCAAAACGAUGUUUUUAAACCUUCAAAUCAUUUGAUAUUUUCCAAUAUAUAUUAUUCCAACAUCAAUACUAACGAAGUGUAAACUAUACAAAAAUCAUGAUUAAUCGUAACGUAAAUUUAAAUAUUAUUAUUGAACUUUAAAAAGUUAGACGAUCCAUUUGAACGUACCGUUUAGAGUAUGUAAAAACUCGAGUCCAGAUUUUUUGAGUUUUGAAUAUUGUUGUGUUUGUAUAGGUAGGUGCAUAUUAUGUAGUUAAUACAUCUUAUAACUACAUUUGCUGUCUAUAUCUAUAAAAUAUAAAUAUUUUUUUAACGAGCUUGAACAGUUUUGCGGGCAAAGUGAAAGUUUGACCAUUAUUUUAUUUCGAGGACUUUGUAUUUUUCAAUACCUGUGCCUAGUAGGCACCUACCAUGUAUUAUACGCGAACGCUUCGUAUUCUGAGGAACGGUUUUUGUUCUCAAUGUUAAUGAGCUAUAUUAUUAUGUAGUACGCAUAUUUUAUUACUACAAAUGUGGCGGUAUAUCAGUAUAUUAUGUAUAAUCAAUGGACAAAACGGAAGUAAUAUUUAACACUAUAAAACUUGAUAUUCAAGUCAAGAAGUGUGUAUAUUAUAUUCUGUGCAGUAUAUCUGUAGUAUUAUAAUUUUGUUCAACCAAUUGCAGGUUAUGGGAAGCCGGUAGGUUUUAAAUAAUUAAUAAGUGUAUACGUUUAGACGAUAAUAUUUUAAUAUAAUAUAUGCUUUUACGUGUGUUAUUUCACAAUGGUUUUAAAAGUGGUGUGUCUUAUCAGUGGAAUCUUUAGAUUGAUAUAUUCUUAAUAAUAAAAUGUUUAAUGGAUUUUAGUAGAAAAUCACUUUUUACUAAUAUUCAAAUAGGUAUCAAGAUAUAUAAAAAAUAUAAAUUCUAGGUGGUUUCUAAUUUUAUAAAAACGAAUCGUAAUAAUGGAAAAUCUAACCAGUUUUAGUUUUUAUUAUAAGAUUUUUUUGGGGGGAGGGGAGGGGGAACCUAUUGAACUGGUAAAUUUAAAUAUAUACAUAUGUAUUAUGUCAAUAUAGUAAUUGCAUGGACAUUUUAAGCACAUUUUUUACUGUUUUGAUAAAUACCGAUUGAUUAAAAAAACUAAACUAAUAUAGUUCUCUUACUCGGCUAAAGUAGUUUAAAUUGAUUGUAAAUUAAUCGUAUUUAUCGUUUAACCACACGAUAGGAAGUAAUUUUUCUUUUUUACCUAUUUUUUCUUUGUAGGUGCGGUAUUUUCAUGAAAAGCAAAUUGGGUUUCAGUGAUUGUUUUUUCAGUUUCAUGAUACAGAUACGAUGACAAAUCGUUGAAGUAUAAAAGUGUUAAGUAGUAACCGAAUUAACUUAUUAAACUCAUUAUGGGUUUUUUUUAUUGUUUUAAUCAUUGAUAAAUCGAGGUAUAUUCUAUGGCACUAUCAUUGUUUAAAUAUUGAUACGGAUUUGUGUGUGUAGGGUUGGAAAAUGAUACCAUAACUAUCGUAUUAUAAUCAAUUUUUUUGUUGUCUUUCAUUACUUUAUAGGUCACCGCAUCGAACUGUGACGCGAGCCUGUUAUUUUUUUAUCAUACUAUAUGUAUAAUGUUACGCCUCCUUGAAAUAAUAUAUCGCCUGUAAAAUAUUAUAUUUUAAACCUCUACCAAACCCGUUUUUGUUUGGCAGGUAUGUGUAUAUCACGAAUAUUCGAUAUUUUGUUUCACCCUUUAUAUCAGACAACGUAUACAAUGCAUUGCCACCGCAGCAUUCGUUGCUUUUGUCCUUUUAAAAUAUUAUUAUAUGUUUUUUUUUUUUUUUUUACUUUGUUCGGGUAGAUGAUGGUAAAUGAUAGUAUAUAGUCGAUAGGUAUACCUAUAGGUAAUGCGUUAUUAUUUUAAGGAACCCUAUAUUAUUUUCUCGCUGGAAUUCACGAAACCUUCAGCGCAUUAUACGGUCCUACAACGGGAAGACGGGUAUUUCGAUAGCAGUGGCGCCAAAACAUAGCCUAGCCUAAUCUAAUCUGACCUACCUGUUUUAAGUGUCAUUUUUUAAUGAAUUUUUUUUUUAGUGAUAAAUGUAUAAUACAAAAUUCGUUAAUAUCCGCUAUAGACCAAAAAUUAUACAAUUUUCUAUUUUCAAUUAAACUCAUAUUGAAUAUAAAAACGGCGGAAACGUCGAGUUUGGUUAUUAAAACUAAGUCAGUGAAUUUGUCAUUUAUAUCAACGAUCUUUCAUCGAUAUCGGCACGAUUAUGUUACGGUUUAUAAUCAAAACGUGACGGCAAUAAGAUCCUAACUCAGUUUGUCACGUAUAUACGAGAAGGUUAUUCGUUGUUAUUUUAAAAAAGAAAAUAUACUACUCGUAUAGUUCGUGUAGCUCAUUCGUAUUAUAGUUUAUUAUUGAUAUUUUGAUCGCACUCACGUGCCUAUCUGUGGACUACAGUUCUGUUACAUUUACAACAAAAAAAAAAAAAAAAUUAUUUUGCAUAGCUCUAGGAACAGACAGUAUUUUAUGUCAACCAACCUUGCGCAAGCAUAAUAUCAUAUAUUGAGAAAUAGGCGCCGAUAAAUGACAGAUGUUGAAUAAUAGUCUUAUCCGGCUAAACAAUAGUACGCUAUUGUGCAGGGACACCUUUUAUAAAAUAUACAUGUAUUUACGCGUUUUACGAUUUUUAUAUAAUGCGUUACUUACAUAUUAUAGUAUACAUAAUCUUUUUUUUUUUUUUUUUAAAUAUUCUCUAUACCUAUUCUAUAUUAAAAUUAUAAUAACGUUAAAACUUAGGCAGUAUAUAUUAUAUAAUGUUUUUUUAUUCCCGUGACACGUGAUGCAAUACAUUAUCAUACCAUUUUUUUUUUUUUAGAGACAAUGCGAUUAAUAAUUCGAAUCGAUGUAGGUAACAGAAAAUACAAAAAUUAUGUGUAUUCAUUUAACAAUUUUAUAUUUAUUUCGGUCAACUCACAAUGUAUACAUGUAUACAAGGAAGAAUAGCUUGAUUUAUUGAAUACAAAUUGAUUUUUUCGGAUCCGGUAUUGAAAUUCUCAAUGUCAGGUUAGGUAUAUAACAGAUGAAGAUUUUACGAUUUAUUCGUGAAUCAUGAUUAUUAUUUACUACAUCCACCCUUCCGUUGAAAAUGUCUAGGCACUCAACUGUCUAGCAGAGUGUGUUAACCCAGUGUUUUAUUUUACACUUGUAAAAAGUGUUGGAUACUUAUAUAUGCAUAUAUACAUUAUUAUUAUCUUUGUGUUUAUUUAGUUUGUGAUGUGUUUUUUUUUUUCGGAGGAGGGGAGAGAUGGGGAAAUUUAACGAUUUAUCAAGGUUGAAUAUAAUAUACCGACUAUAUAGGUAUCUAAAACGAGUUUCUACGCUCCAUUGGAAUACACGAAAUUUCGAUUAGUUAUUUGUGAUUAUUAGUUUUCAGUUUGAAUGACCGUUAAACGCGUGCAAGGAUCGAAGUGUAAUUUUUUUUUAUACGUGAAUAUAAAAUAUAAAAUAUAAGUACAUAAAAGACAUCUAUAGUGCAAUAGGCUCUAUUUUCAGGAAAAAUCCGUCAAAAACAUUUGGUAUUUUAUAUUAUAUAAUAUCACAAAGGUAUUGGUAUAAUAUGUAACAUGUUAUGUUUUGUUUUGUUUUUUUUUUAAAUACAUUUUUUGUUUUGUUAUAUCAAUUUAAAUUUUGAAUGUAGCGAAAAAGACAUUAGAUAUGUUUUUUUGUUAGUACGUCAAUCGAAUAUUGUUUUUAGUUCCCGACAGUUUUUCUAAAAAAUUAGAAAACUUAACAAAAAUAACGAUACGUCGGUUUUCGUUUUUGUUGAUUUCUCGUUUACGUUGGCAAAAAGGGGUAAUACACGAAUUUCAAUCUAUAAUUUCCCCACUUGCUGGUUUACCGAGUUGAGCUCAUAACCGUUUUUCGAUUGCAAUAUUAUUAAUCGUUGCUUUCAGUGUACAAACCGAAUUACCCGGCAUCUUAUUUACCGAUACUUUCCGAAGUUCCCAUCUACAACAGUAUAGCCCAUCCACGGCGCUAUGCAUGUCCGGUUUCUUUAAAGUUAUUUUCUAAAAAUAUAAUAUAGUUUAUACAAUUUAUGUAAAUGUAUAUAAUAGCUAUGUUAUAAUUAACGAGAAAACAAUUAAUUGUAUUAAGUAUAUACUAUUAAAAAAAACGCAGCAACAUAAACGUAAGUAUAAACUGCAACCUAUUAUUAUGUUAAAUGUCUAAUAACUAUUAAAACAAUCAAUAAAGAAUUUAGAAAGAAAAAUUUCCUCGACUGCAGUAGUAUUGUGAAAUAUUUUUGUACAAUAUAUCGUCAACGCAGUACAAUAUAUUUUUUAUUUUAUUUUUGGAUUUGGCCUACAUCGGAAUAUAUUUCAAUAGUAUUUGUGGCGUUUCAUUCGAUCGAUAUCCUUUUAAUAUUAUACCGAGUCUAUUAUUAUAUGAGUAUUUUUGUAUAGUCAACCUAUUUAUUUUUAUUUUUUCGUCACUGUUUAAUUGUUUAAUGUUCGGUAGGCACUCAUGAUAUGAUGCAUAUGUUAUACCUAUGGUUAUUAUGUUUAGUAUCUAUAUAAAUACGUACAAUUUAAAACCUACAUUGUGGACAGUGAUUUUCAUUUUUGUUUUUUAAAAAACUAACUCGUUUUUGACCAUUUACCGGGCGUCUGGUACACUGCAUUUUUAUCGGUCGUUAACAGUAUUGUCUACGUAAUUUUCAUACUCGUGAAGCUAUAAGUACGUAAGAAAAGUGUAUUUAUAUGUUUUAAUUAUUUAUAAUUACGUAUAUAAAAUACCUAUACGACGACCCGCCAAUUAGGUCAUUUCUAUUAAUUAUUGUCAACAUGUAGUUCCCAUACUUUUUAAUUUCCAUAUUCGAUGUAUUAUACAUUUUUAAACAUUUUUUUUUUUUUUUUUACAAAAAUAUAAUAAAUAUGUAAAUAUUAUAAUGAUAAAAUAUAUUUUAUUGUUGUUGUAACAAUAUAUUUUACUCGAUGAAAAUUAUCAUAAAUUGUGUGUACCUGCGUAUGUUUUUUUUUUUCUAACUGUUUUUUAUUCACUGUACACAGCUUGUCGUGUAUUUUCUGAGAUACAAUCGACGAAACAAACAUGUUGCGUGUUAUAUCUCAAAUUAUUUAAAAAUCGUAAUAAAUAAAAAAUAAAAAAAACAUUAUACAGAUGUAAUAUUAAUAUUAUUAUUAUGCGCGUUUUAUACGACCGCAUUUUACGGGGUUAAACAAAACAUAAUAUUUUGACAUUGCUAAUAAACAUUUCGAUAAUGGUAUUUUCGUGGACAACCAAAACGUACAAUACAAUAUUAUAAUAAUAAUGCAUAUUGUUAUCUUCUUCAUCAAACAGCUUUAUUAGAAGUCAUUGAGACUCAUUGCCGCCAUAAAAAUUUAAUUACAUUUCUCUCUUUUACGAGCUACGCUCCGCUAAAACUGUCCGUCUCGAAUUUCAUUGUUUUCGUUUCAUCGUGCUUUUAUCAAUCCAUCUGUGUUUUGGUUUUCCUUAUCGGAGAACAAUCGGGUUUCAGUAUAGAACACAUAAGUGUGCUGCGUAUCAUCGGUUCUUUUUUAGGUCUAUAUUAUAGAUUCCUCCUCAAGACAUCUUUUUGCUGAUGAUGGGCUGUGGGUCAUAGCUACGUAAUAAUGAUGUGUACCUAAUAAUAUAAAAAAUUAAAAAUACGGCUAAAUCGGUUUUUUUUUUGUUUUGUAUUAAGGGUACACGGUUUCAACUUAUUGGACUGCGGGGUUUGCAAAUUCGGAGGCAUUUCUAGUUGUAGAAAACAAAUCGUUCAGAUAUAAAACGACCGAACGGGGUUACAAUAUAUUCACGUGCCCGAGUCUCCUUCUUACUCAGCUUAUCGGUCCACCGAGGAGAAUACUGUUGCCAUCACGAAGCCUCUGCAUCUCUUUCUGUUGUUCGCUAACAUUCAAAAGUCGCGUUCUUUUCUAUGUCUUCUAACUAUAUAUUUCGAGCAAUAACAUCCAUUCAGCGGGUCCUUAGUCUUCCUAUUGCAGGUCAUUGUAUGGAUAUAUUAUUUGUCAAUACCUUUUUUUAUCAAUUUGCCAUUUGUUUUCCAAACAUGUCCGAACCGUUUUAAACGUUUUUUUUUUUUUUGUUUAUUAAAGAUAGAAUAUUUCGCCUAAAAUAUAGUUUCUAGUAUAAUUAUUUUUAUAAAUAAUCGAUCGCGUAUUUUGCGAUAUAUAUUUCGGAGAAAUUUCCACACGAUACAUACACACACACACACACUUACACACAUCGACCGACAUUCGUGUAUUAUAAUAAGUGUGCAGUGCGUCGGAUGACGGAUGCUGUAUUUAACACGUGCCCGAAAACUCAGUUGUCGGCGUCUGCGUCAUCGCUAGGGGGGGUGGCGGCAUUCGUUUAUUUCUUUUCGCCAAUGUACCUGUAGUUCCUUUACGUACAUGUAGGUAUUAUAAUUUUGUAUUAUACAUCACGACAAAAGACGCGAAACGAGAAUGUCUGCGCCGAUGCCGAGUAUAAUAAUGUUAUAUAGAAACCGCAUGCGAACACUGCUGAAUCGAACGGCCACGCGCGAAUAGUAUGGCCCGACGACGUUGCAGCGUAUUAUUAUUUGUUAUUUAUUAUUGUAUCGUGAGGUUUCUAGAAGAUGAAAGUGGGUCAGCCGGCAGGUUUAUACACCCGGAAUAAUUCUAUGCAGGCUGCCGAAUAGGUAGAUUCUACAUUUUAGUAUUCAUUGUGCUUUUAAUACUCGCAAGACGUUAAUUAUAUUAUUUGGAUUACCGUAAUCCAGAUAUUGUAAUGUUUAAUCGCUGUGCCGUACUGAAUCCGGAUUUGAAUAAAACAAUUUUCGUCUAUUUUUUAGAUGUCGUCAAAAACUAAAGUUUUUUUAAACGGACGCUCGUUUAAGGGGGUAGGGACUGGCGGCAGCAUAAAAUAAAUUUCAAGGGGUCGGCGUCUAGAAUUGUUUGCAUACAUGUACUAUAAUGAGUACAAUAUUAGGUUUCUUACGUUCGAAUAAACACACUGAACCCCCACCCUGGUUACUGGUUACCGGCCACCGGUUACUGGGUGGUACCGUCACGAUACCACCGCCCCGUCAAAUUCGCCACUGAGACGACCGUAUCGUAAUGUAUAAAUUCGAUAGGUGUAUUAUUAUUACAGAGAGUGUAUAGGCACGCUAAAGCAGGUAUCGAAUCAUACCGUGGUUUAAAUAAUUUCUCGUAAAAUCGGCAUCGCGCGAAACCUUCGGCCGCACGGUGUAAAAAGAAAAAUCGUUUGAGAUACGAUAAUAUACGGUCGACGGUAGCGAGAUACCGCUGGAUACCACUACGUGACGUCAUUGCGCAAAUUGUUAUCUAACGAAAACGUUUUUAACAGAUAACGCACCGCGCGGUCGAAUUGUUUACGGUUUAGUUUCGCCAUAAUACACUUACGCUACACACGCCCACACCUCUGCGUAUUUUUACCAGAACCCGUUACCCAGCAGCAGCAGUAGCCGUUAGUAGUAUUAUAGCAGUGACGUGAAAAAUCUUACACGGAUUUCGUUUGUUUCGGAGGAAAAAAGUUGUUGCCCUUGACGGGUUUUUUUCUCACCGACAGCAUUAUGGUCCUCGAGCAGAAUGCGAUCGUUACCGGCGUUCGCGUGCACCGUAAUUCAAGGUUGUUCUCAUAGUGUUACCUAUUAAAAAUGUUUACCCGUACAUUGAAAUACGCGCGAGCGAGUGUGUGUAUUUUUUUUUUUUUACACAUUCUCGAUGCAUACAACAACGAAGUAAAAACCGUAUAGACAAUAAUAUAAUAAUAUUAUGUAGUUUCGAACGAAGACGAAAGUGACUUGUCUAUCUUAUUUUCACGGCGAAGAUCUAUACGAGAAUUACGACAAAGACCAUGAUGACUUGGGGUAUACCUAUAUGUCUCGAGAUGUCCCGGGAUACGGCAUCGUGGUCACUGCGGUUAUAAUAUGUAGGCGGAUGGGUCGAUACCACUUUUUACACCGAUAUCCGAUAUUUGAAAUCGAAAACCACGAGUCAAUAUCGAAAUUCACAGAUAUGUUAGUUAAAAUACUUAUUUUUUUUUUUAAUAUCCGAGAGACGUUAUGGACAUUUUUCUCAGAAAAUAUCGAAUCAAAUAUCGGUUUCGAAAAAAAAAAAUAACCAGACACCGCCGAUAUCGAGUAUCGGUUUACGUAUCGGCACACCCCCUGAUAAUACGAUGCACUGUAUAUCAACUCUAUAAACAAUAUAUGAUACGCGUUUGGACGCGAAAGUUUUGAAAUCCAUUGUUAAUCGCGUGCGGUAUAAUAUAAUAUAAUGUGCGCGUCCAAUCGAAGUCCUCUUAGCAACCAUUAUGUUAUGGUCGCCGUGACGUAGGUGGUGUCUGAGUAUCGGUAUAGGUAUGCAUCGCGAGCACGAAAGUUAGAAAUUCUUAGAUAGGUAUAGUAAUUUCCACAAACGUAUCAUGUUAUUAUAAUAUGUUUACUUAUACCGCUGCGAAUGAUGCAAUAUUUUCACGAACACGUCAUCGGUGGGCUAAGUGCAGUCUAAAUAACCGCGAAUUCGUUUUUCAGAUAUUGUACUGGAAUGAACGUAUAUUAUUGUAGUCCAACUCUGUGCGUUUUCCAAUAUUAUUCUAUUCCUUGUAGAUUUUCAAACACCACACGCGCUCCUCUUCUAUUUACACGCCAAUAUGAUAAUAUAAAGUUCAAUAAAUUAUGCAAAUAUUUAAUAAUUUCUAACUAAUUUAUGAUUUAAAAAAAAAAAAACGUACAUUUAUGAACACGAUUGGAGUAAGAUGUUGGAAAAUGAUUGGACAUGCCUCGAGACACCAACUUCUUAGAAGGUAUGGUAGAAGGAAAAAUAACUGCAAGAGGUCUUCGAAACUCUUAUAUAGGACGAGUUAAAAAUAGCGCAGUCUUUGAAGAACUUAAAGAAAAAGCGAGUUAUAGACUAGAAUAGAGGAUUGGAAUUGUAAACCCACGGAUUGGAAAAAAAUAAAUUGUUAUAAAUUAUAAUGUGUGGCGGUUUGUAUAAGUUCUUUGAUAUUUGCUCAUAUUAUAUAGAAACGGUUUUUAUGAGACACACGAUAAGUCAAAUUUUAACAAUUUUCGGUUUAAUAUGAGAAAUGUGUCAAAUUGAUAUUCAAUUGUUAUCAACGCGAUACGUCAUAAUAUGAAUAUUCGAAUGGCAAAUUGUGAGAAAAGUGAUAAUUGAUAUCCAUAUCUUCGUGCACAAGGCGAUAUGUGCUAUUUAUAAGAUAUCCAUUACCCAUAUACCUAAAUAAUUUGUUCCGCGCUAUAAAUGAUAAGUCGACAAAAAUCUACUUAAAAUUAAUUUAGUAUAAAACGUUUUUAUCGUCUAUUGAAAAGUUUCAAUUUUUGACAAUACGCACGUCUCACAAAAACCGUCCAUUCUUUAUAAUAAAUAAUUUGGGUUUUUUUUUUAAUUUCCUCAAACGCCUCUCUCAAAAAAUUCUAGAACACUGAAUCCAAUACAAAUUAUUUACCCAUUUCGAUACAAUGCAAUAUAGAAUAUUAUUAUACAAUACGUUAAUUACCUCUAUUAGACGUUAUUGAUGAUAAUAUAUUAUUCAUUGUGGUGACGAGACCCGUUAAACGUACGUAUAGGUAGUUAAUAAGGAUCGCAUAUCAGUUCAGCCUAAUAUUCUUUGUGGAAUCUUUUUGUAUUUGUACAACCGAUUCAUUUUGUAAUCGCGCGCGUGUCGUUCAUUAUACUCAGCUGCAGGUAUUGCGAUCGACGGUGUCGAUAACUGCAAGGACUUACACAAUUUCUGUUUCUGUUUUCUUUUUAUACCCAAGAUAUAAUAUAUGUGUUUGGAAACGCGUACGGUUUUAACAUAUUUUUUAUACGCAUAUACUCCAUGAUCGAUAUGUUAUACACACGUUUGUUAUCAAUGGUGAAACGAAUCUAAAAUAACUAAUAAGCAACCUACGUCUAGAUUGAUAAGUUGAAACCUAUACAUCUAUCUACUUGGUGGCUACCCGGUAUAUCCACUCAUCGAUAAUUCCUAAUAUUGUUUAUUAUAUAUUCCAAAAUUUUCUCUUUUGUUUAUUUAUUUACUGAAUUCGUAGUAAACGAGUAAUAACAUUUAGUUAUUUUCGAAAACUCACUCAUCACUAAGUCUUCUAGAAAAAAAAAAAAAUCGAAAAGCAACCGUUUAUCAUAUCAUACUAGAUUGUAUUUAUGGUCUUACUGAUACACAAACAACAAGACCCAGGACUCUUAAAACACGUACUUAAAACAUUUUUUGUUUUACGCAUGUUAACAUCUUCGUACGUUUUUAACAUAUUAUAUUAUAAUUACCUAUUGUAAACUUAACAGAGCGUUAUUUUUAUUGUUCCGUUUACCUAAUUUAUCUAUAACAACUGUGGCUGUGCAAUAACAUAAUGUUCCAGCCUGAUAAUAUUAAUUUAGACGAUCUAGUUGCCAAAUGUUCUAUGGACAUUAUACCUGCAAUUAAACGGAAAUAUGUUCAGUAUAAAUAAGUAGUUUUAUUGAUCCGAGUGCAUAAUAAUAUAAUAAACUAUAAAUAAGUAUCCGUGAUAAAUUCGUACAAAUUUUAAACGGUUAACCGAAUUAUACUAAUAUAUGAUACGCGUUUGAUGAAAAUAAUUAUCGAACUAUACAUUUUAAUCCGGCCAAUAUAUUUUUCGACAAUGCAUAACCAACGUAUUUUUUAUCCCGUUUUGUCCUAGAAAAAAAAAAAACGAGUACGUAUUUUGGUAUUUGAAAAAUAUUAUAUACAGGCGUACAAACAAUAAAUGACAAUAAUUAUACUAUAAUAAUAUCGCAAUAAUAAGUGACGUAUUAUUGCUAUUUAAUUUGUAUAUUUCGCUGAUUUUUAAAAUUAUAAUUUUUUCAAUAACAUGCAAAGAGAACAUGUUCAACACAUUUGCAAAUAUAACAAAUCGAUCGUGAAAAUAAGUUUAAAGCAUUAAAUGGUAUACAUAUAUUAUUUUUUAAACCUCUAAUUUUGUUACAUGUUACUUUGCGUUCGGUAGGAACAACUUUUUACUACUAGUUUUUAAUAUUAGAGUGGAUUGACCACAGAACGUAAAGAUAAGAACAUUAUCUGUGCAACCAAGUCGGUAUUUUUUCUCUCGGUAAUUUAAUAUUCAAGCGCGUUAUGAGAACCUGUGUGAAAUAUCACAAAAAAAAAAAAAAUGAUCAUAUCUCGCUUAAAAAAACCCCCACGUAUUUGCUCAGAUAAUGUUCUUUUGAUGUGUACAAUUGCUAUGUGCCGUACGUUUGUAAGACACAUGCGAGUAUCACGUCCUUUUAAAAGUCGGAAUUUGUAUAGGUACCUAAACCGUUUGAACGCAUGAAAAAAAAAAAAAAAAAUUAUGGUCUUGGCGGAGUUACAACAAUAAUAUCAAACUAUUAUACUAUUAUGAAUAACGUCGUCGUUUUCUACCGCUGAAGCGAGUUGAUCUUAAGAAUACUAAUGUCCCCCCGAUGUGCAACAGGUACAUUAUACAUUAUACACAGGUAUAAAAUAUCGAGUGAUACUCGGAAAACGUAUACACCUAAACCAUUAUCAUGUAUUAUGUAAUCUAAUUCAGUACUGCCGAAUCGUAUAUAAAAAAAACUACAUCAAUAUUUUUAUUUGUCAUACGUAAUAAAAAAAAAAAAAUAAAUAAAUAAAAAUAAAAAUAGUAAUAACAGAAAAUACUGUUUGCGUAGUACAAACCCUAUAACUAAUAAUCAAACAAAAGUAUAGUUUUAUGUUUGAUUUUCAGUGUUUAUUUAUGUAUGACUCGGAGAAAAUAUUAUGUUCUUGUAAACAUAAUAUUGUCAUCAGUGGCCAUCCCGUAAGGUGUACUGAAUACUAUUUACACUCAAUAUUUUGUUGAAAAAUCACAAGUACACUGAGUUUAAUCUCAAACAGUUAAAAAAAAAAAAAUUCGUCGUAAUAUAAUACAAUGCAACUAAAAUUAUACGUAUAGCGGUGAAUGUUUACACUACGUUUACGUUUGGUAAUUGUUGUCAUUAAAACCGUAUUUGUCACAUAAAUGUAUCUAUUUCAGUAGUUAAUGUGUCGUAAAAAAUUCACAAUUUACUUACGAAUUAUACCUUUAUUUUUUUUUUUUUAAUUGUUGUGUUAUUGAUAUUUAUUUCCUUACCUAUAGAGUGUUUAAAGCAUAAACCGUAAAAAAGAUUUAAAAUACCACAUAUAAGACACGCGUGAUAUUAUAUAGUAUACUCUCAAACAAAUUGAUGGGAACACCGGUGAAUUUAUCGUUUCAAUUCACACGCGUAUAUGCAUUUUCAUAAUACAUAUCGAACUGCGGUACAAUGGUAUACCUUUCAUUUAUAUUGAAACGUCCAUUGGAUGUGCAGUCCAUACAAUGCAAUAUAUUACAUGUUUAUUAUUAAAUGAAAAUAAAAGUCGCAUACCUACCGCGAUCGUGGCCGUUCACCUCGAAUUUCAUUGAUUUAUUUCAUAUUCGUGAGCGUUGAUGCCUACCUACCUACCUACCUAUCUAGGUAUACCUUCGACGAAUACCUAUUUGCGUAGUCCAGUCGUUAACAAUUAUUAUUUUUUUUCUCUUUACGCUCUAGAAAUCAACCAAUUCUUCGUUACACAGUUCUAUAUCACUGUAUUGAAUCCCCUACCCAUUUUCGGCUCGAAUGUUUCGUUAUAGUUUACUGUCGAACGGCGGUGGCGGUAGCGGUAUAGCUGGUGCCUAUAACUAUGACGAAUCAACGAGGUUAUAGACUUUACGGACGAACUCAUUAACUUCGUGUUUUAUUAGUACUGAAAUACAAUUAUAAUUUUUUUUUUUUUUUUUUUUGAUAUAAAUAUAUAUACAUUUUAGACGAUAUCUGCGUUGAAUAUCAUUUUUGUUAUGAUAAUAUCGUUACAAUACUCGUUUAAGACACGAUUUUUAAGGUCAGUAGGUUAUUACAAUAGUCUACGAUGACUGUGGAAUCGUAGUAAAUAGUACGAUAUGCAUAUUUUUUUUUUUUUUAAAUAUAAUAUUGUUUUCGGAAUAGAUAUAAAAAAAAUGUAUAAUUUUCAUAGGAAUAAUAUUACGUUACAUCGAUGCAUCCAAAUUAAAUAAUUCGACUUUCAGAGUUCAUAUCAAUAUUUGAGUAAUAUAAUUGAUAUUUAAAUAGGUUUUAAUAAUAUUAUAACGCACAUUGACAAUUUCGUACACAUUAUAUAUAUUUUUAUCGAUUAUUAUCACAGUUAAACUGUGUGUGGUGUUUUAUAAUUCAUUUGAAUCGUUCGUUGACAUUCUGUGAUGUUAUUAUGAUCAGUUACAAAUUGACAAAAAUUAAACAAAAGCGGGCGUGUGUUAGUUUCCGGCAAUGUGUUACAUGUUUUGAAUUGCGGACGUCUGGCUAAUGCAUAAACCAGGGUCAAUCGGGUAUAGCAUUGAAACAGUUUCUCAUUAUAAAUUUAGGACUGUUUUAUUUCCGAUAUGUAUAUAAUAUUUUAACGUGUAAUUAUUUUUGUCGAAAUACAUUUUUAUCUCGAGGACUUUUUUUUGUUACAUAUUACAAUGGGAAUUAUGAUAAUAUAUUAUAUCCGUUAGGUUUAUUGUGACAGUUGUUAUAUUUCAGUUAAUGUAAAAAAAUUUCACGUGCUGCUGUUUUAGGAUACGUCCUAUUCAAUAUUAAAAUCGACAACUAAAUAUAUCAAUAUAAUAAUACCAUAUAUUAGUAUUUAUACUGAAAGUCCAUUUAGCCAUUAUCAUAUAAUUUAUUAUUUCAAUUUGUGCCUAGUAAAAUUGCUUUUUGUUAAAUAUAUUUAUUUUAUUGUAAUCAAUGUAUCAAUAAAAAAAUAUUAUUCUAAUAGUAUACAAUUUUUCAAUUUUCAGGUACAGAAAUGUCUGCGAUUGACAAACGUGGUUAAAGAUGACCAUCGUCGCUGAACUAUGUCCCAUGUUGGAUAUAUGUUUUACAACACAACCGUAUAGAUGAAGUUUCAUCCGGUGUGGAUUGGUAAUUAUUAUUGUUAUUUCGUUUUUUAGAUGAAUUAACACCUAAUUUCAUUUAUUGUGUUUUAGUCUGGCUCUUGGCGUGCAUUUCCUCAGUUCUGUGUCAAGAUGGCAUCAGUAUCAACGAUGCAACCAAGAGUUCCAUACUAUCAGACAUUUCAAAUCUACAAGAUUAUGAAUCCACCACGUCUCAAAAACAAACAUUAACCAUCCGAGAAGAGCAAAUUGAAGAUGAGCUAAGUAAUGAUGCGACGACUACAACAGAAAAGUUUAUGGAAAAACGAAAAUUUAUAAUUAAUCCUGUUAACGAAAAUGAAGAGUACCGAGAAACCGUAACAGAUCGAUACAAUGAAACUACUAUUAGAAGUAGCCUUAGUUCAACUAAAAAAACUAAGGUACCAAUUUCACCAAGCAUUAAAAAAUAUGAUGACCAUGGUGACGUGACUGAUAACGGUGAUGGUGUUGAUUUUACGACAUCAUUUGAUGGAUUGGUGAAAAAAUCUACCGUUGAUAAUGGAGAGAGAAAAACUAGACAGCGAUUAGAUGGAUUAAAAGGGGUUACCACAAAUAGAGGGAAAACGAGAUUCCAAAAUGAACCAGGAACUUCAGAAGUUCCCGAAAUUUUAACAACUCUACGCCAUAAAAAACCUAUUAGAGUUAGACCUAUUGAUCAAAAUGUAAAUGAUGAAGAAGUAAGUACAACUUCGAUGGUAGAAGAUUUAAUUGACACAACCACAAUAAUCGAUAAUUCUGAUAACGAACAACAAAGACCAAAAUUCAAAAAACCACCCUUAAUAGCAACUCACCAUCCGAAUUUCGGAACUUCAACUGAAGCAUCUCGUAGACCCGCAAUUAGACCAAAUUUGAACUUAAAACAAAAAAUAACCUCUUCUACUAUUAAAACAAGGCCAUCUGAACCCGACGUAACAGAACCCGAAAACACAAUAUCGAACAACAAAACAUUCGAAGUCGUCUCUUCUAAUACACAGUUCAAUAAAAUGAGGCCGAUUAAAGUAACUGCUUCUAAAGGGCCAGUAGCUCAACAGCCUAUUCCGCCAACUGCUACCGCAUGGGCUUUGGCAUCGCUAAAAGCACCAAAUACCACCAAUAGAAUAUUCAGGAAACCUCUUAAUGUAACAAAUACGCAAGAACAAAUUGCUAAAAUUAAACCGUUCGUUACAUGGUCUACAAGGCUACAAAAAACGAACGAAGAGAAUUCGAAUACAACAUCUGCUUCAAAUAUGACGGUCGUCACCGAGUCUAACGACACAUCUACAAUUCCAACAAUAUUCGUAGCAAACGAAUCAAGUACGGUUGAUCGAUUAACACCGGAAAUUGUAUCGACGGAAUCUUUAAUACAUAUAAUACCCACGUUAUCAACAGAUUAUAAACCCAAUGAAAACAAUUCUACCGUGACUGUUAUCGGCGGUGAUACCGAUCAAAAUAAGUAUGAAGUAUACGGAUCUCAAAGGCCUGAUAUUGAAAAUACAACAACAGUCAUUGAAACAUUACGUCCUUCGUCAUCGACAACAUCACAAAAUUCAAAUUUGUUAUUAGUAACAUCUUAUAAAUCGAUUUUCGAAAACAACAAUACUUCCGAAGACCAACAGAAUGUUUUUCCGUCGUCCGAAGCUCCUUUGACGGAAAGUAUAUUAAAAAAAGAUGACGAAAUAAUAACAUCGACGACUAAACAGUCGAAUGUUUUCCAAAGUAGCCGAGAAACACCUAUCACUGUAAAUGAAGAAACCUAUAAAUUUCCAGUAAUACAAACAUCGACCGAGAUAUUUGGUAAAACGCCAGCCAUUUUAUUUGACUUCUCCGAAGAUAAAAAUAAUAAUAAAUUUCCAGUCUCAACUGUAGAAGUCCAAUCUAGUAGCCCAGAUGCACCAUUUUUAUUUUCUCACGAUAUUGAUUUAAAUAAUGAAAAUCAAUCGACCACUACUGAACACUACAUAGAAAGUAUUAAAACCAAGUUGGAUGGCAAAAUCGCCGCGUCUACAGAAAUUCACGAUUCGUUUGAAAUUGAUAAUUAUUCGCAUAUGUUUUUGCCAGAACGUCCGAUAUCUAGUACAACUGACAGAACCGAAAGCGCAAUUACAAUUUCAGAAAAAACAACAUCUGGUACGUUAUUUCCUAUACCAAUUACCAAUUAGUAUGUAACAUGGUAACAUAUAAUAAUCAUUUUUAAUUUUUUUUUUUGUUUUACAGAAUUAUCAAUACCCUCCAAUGAGAUAUCGAAUACUUCUCAACAGCCUAAUUCGUACAAUAUUUCUGAUUAUUUGGAAUCUAAUUCAACAGAGAGUCACGACGAUGUAGGGGACGAUGGUCACAAAAACAUCGAAACGUCUUCGCCGAGUUCGAUUGCGGCGAACGAACAAAUAUCAGAAUCGGAUAUUUCUGAAAAUGAUGUUCCUAUACUAAUUACCAGUUCAUCGACUUCGACAACAACUACAACUACUCCGAGCCCAGCGAUUACAACGACAACCACAACCACCCCGAUUCCAACAACUACAACGACGACUACAACUACAACUACCCCGAGACCUACGACGACGACAACAACAACUACAACUACAACUACAACCACUCCGGCACCGACAACAGCAUCACCAACAACAACAACUUCAACCACUCCGCCAUCGACAACAGCAUCCACAACAACAACAACUUCAACCACUCCGGCACCGACAACAGCAUCCACAAUAACAACAAAAACUUCAACCACUCCGGCACCAACAACAACAUCGAAUACUCCGAUAACGUCAACUACACAUAAAACGACGAUUCCGACUUCGACUACUCAGAAAAUCACCACUCCGAUAACCACAACUGCACGAACGACAACCUCUACCUCAUCGCCCGUAAUCAUUGAAAUCACUACUUCUCUGUCGACCACUACAAGACCCAAACCGUCUUUCACUCUUCCGUCCACUACUUCAACUCAUACGCCGAAUUCCAUUACCUCGAGACCUAAACCGGCUGUGGUCGAUAAAAGUUCGACUACGCCCGGAUCUGACAUAGAUAUUAUUCAAUCAAACUUGAAAGUAAUAGUAAAUUCAACAAUGGAGGACGUAUGUAAUAGCGAAGACGAACUAAAAGCUGCCAUUAUGCAAUUUUUUGAAAGGGGAACCAGGAGGUACUUACAUACGCAAAUAAUAAAUUAUUAUACAUUGUUUUAUACCAAUGUUCGUAAUUUAUAAUAUGUGUAAUCGAUUUUGUUUUUUUUUUUUUAUAAUGUUAGUACGAACAAUCAAAUUCAGUUCCUUAACGUCAACGAAAAUGUAUGUGUCAAUCCAAACGACGUGGAUCGACCAGUGGGGGUGGAAUUUUAUUUCGUCAACGGCCACGGCGAGCAUAACACAUAUAUUAUGUACGAGAAAUUUAACGACUUACUGAAAAACCAACGGCUCGACUACAAAUCGAACGUACGUGCUAAUCAAUAAUAGUAUAAUAUUAUAUAUUUUCGUGGACUUUUGUUUUAUACAAUUUAUUUAAACAUUGAUCAUUUUUAAUUUUAUUCAAUGUUCGGUCAUCUAUACAUGUAGGUUAUUAGAGUCGAAUUUAUGAAAAGAAUGAUCGAACACGAAAGUAUCGAUCAGUACGAGACGGACAAUCCGAGAGUGAAGACUGCCAUAUAUUUAUCAUGCAUAGCCGGCGUCUGUAGCAUAAUCGUAAUGAUUUUGGUGAGUAAACAUUUUGUAAUAAUACUACAAAUAAUAUUUGACCAGGAACGGAGUGGUUCGAAAAUUGUUACCGGGAAAAAGUAUAUUUCCAGAACACUUUAAUUUUUACCUUUCUUGAUACUAUACUGAUAGUUGUACACCAACUUAAAUAUUGUUUGUAUAGAGAAAUAUAAAAAAAAAAAAAAAAAUGUUUAGACCACACAUUUGUAGAAACUUUUAUAAUUGAAUAUAAUCGGUCGCUUGGGUUUUCCUUCGGCUUUCGCUGUUUUUGAUACUUUGAGGUCAAAACAAACAAAAACGCCCAACCCAAAAGAAUAAUAUUACGAUAUAGUAAAUAGUCAUCACCACAUUGCUGCACGAUUGACGAAGAAAGUCUUUUAGAAACGAUUGCAAACGUUAAUAUUAUAGUUAUCAGAUUCGAUUUCAAAAACGUUUACCAGUACCUACGGGAAUGUGUACUAUGAAAUUCAAUGUAGAAUUGGCGUAUUGUGCGCCGUAGUUGAAAUUUCCCCGGCAGGCCAUUCCGCCCUUGUGUUUGACCGCUUGGAUUCGUAUAUAAACAAUAUGUUUCAACCUGUGUGAAAACAAUUUAUAGUUGGUUGUUCGCAAACGCCAAAAGCGAUUCAACUACGGUCAACGAUGUACUCCGGUGUCUUUGGACGAUUACAGCAUGGACAACAUAUCGGUGUACAACAGCGUGAGAAGAAAAGGCGCUUUAAGAGCAUCAAAACGGUCUUACGGGAAUCCUGCUUUCGACGACUCGGUAUGUACAGUUUAGGUUUGAACGUUAGUUUUUAUUCCUGAACACCGUUGAUAAUAUUAAAUGCGUAUUAAAAUUGUAUAUUGUAAAUUGUCGAGUUGUACCUACCCGUUUUAAUUAAAUAUUGCCCGAGUUCCGACAAACCACCGAGGCCCGGAAUCGCAUUUCGUAAGCAUAAUAAUUUAGCAGCGAUAGUCGUAUUAUAUCAUAGGUACAGUAUAUUUCGUUUGCCGUGUCAGUUUGGUACAUGUUUGUUAAUAGACCAUUGUGAAUUCAUCUAAAUGAUAAACCUAAAUCAUAACCAACACUUAAGCUGUGAAAUUGUCUUAUGACUUAUAAAUGAUUAUUUAAAAUUCAAAAACGUUAAUUCGGUCCUGAGUCUGAAUGCAUACUACCUUCCCAACUUCAGUAGUAUCGACGCUUUUUUCUUCUUUUUAAAUAUACAUACGUCAUAAAUUAUGUUUUUUUUUUUUUUUUUUUAAUUAAACUCCGCGUAUCCACGCCCAAAUGGUUUCGAUCGUAUUAUUAUCGCUAGGUGCACGGCGGCGCGGCAAACCUCUUAUCGUUAUCACUACGUCAACCGAUGGUGCACCCAGGAGGGGGGCUUUGGAGCUAAAGCCCCGCCCCUAUUUUUUUUUUAUGUUAUAUAAUAUUAUUAUUAUUUUUACAAUAAUAAAACAUAUUUUUUUUUUAUAUGAUUAUGUUUAAUGCACAUUAAUAGUUCAACGGUACGUGAUAAAGUUUAUGGCAAUCGAUUAUUUUGAUAAAAAUUAUUUUAGAUUUUGAGUGGAGUGAAGAAGCUUUUGGUUUUACAAAGAUGUUUAUUUUUUUUUCUGUGUACAACUUUUCUACUAGAGGACUUGCUCCGAUUUUUACGUAUAGCAAUUUUUCAAAUCAGUAUGAGGAGGUACUUAAAGAAGUCAUUUUUCGAUUUUCUCGAAAUUUUUUUCAACAAAUGUGAACAACUGGGGGAACCGGGAAAAUCGGCACAACAUUGAACAAAUAUCAUUAAAGAAAAUAUAUAGAGCCUAUUUAAUUAUUUUACUAUAAUAUGGCGUAUGUAUUAUUGAGAAAGCAUCAUUGUCAACUAACUCCGCUUAGAAUCGUUUUUUCAUAAGCAAUGGUUUAUAUCGUUGCUUACAGGUAUACAUUAAAUUACCUGUAACAGUGGCUACACCCGUCUCCACGGCGUCUUUUUAAAUUUAUAUUAGCGAUUACGUCGGAUCGUCACCCGUCGUCUUAGAAUUUUGACUGUCGGCUGUAUAACAUUAUAAUGGUUAGGUGUUUCGUUAAACAAAUUUUUAAGCUUCCCCCCCCCCAAUCAAAAAUCCUGGGUGCGCGUCUGACGUCGACGUCUUUCUAUUAAUCCGUAUCAUAUAGAACGUAAUAUUAUAAUCGUGGUGAAUAAUAUAUACGAAGCAUAUACGUGCACGAGAACUAAUGAAACCAAUUACCACUGCGGUGUAUAUAAUAAUAUGAUAUGUCGAUGUGCUGUUAAACAUUUUCUUCUCCCACCCACUCGUCGUCGCUAAUACGUUUUAUAUUAUACUGCUCCAUAUAUUAUACACGGGAAAACGACGGCUCACCCUGUAUACGCGCGAGCGCGCGCGCACACACACACACACACACAUACACACACAUUCACACAUACUCUCUCACUCGCACUCGUUUUUAUCGCUUCCCGUAUAAUAUUUUCGUGUUCCUUGACAUGUUUGUAUCUCGGCGUGUACACUACAGUAUUACAGUUUAAAAGAAAGGUCGCCUAUUGAUAAAAAAAAAAAAAAAAUAUAUAUAUAUAAUAAUAAUACUAACCGUUCGUCAAGUAGCGUACUUAAUGUACGAGUACACGAAUUAUUUAUCGUCGAGAUCGUAAAAAAUAAUAGUGACACAGUGACGAGUUCGGUUCAUCGGAUUAAAUCGUUUAGUUUAUUCGUAACGUUCGUCAAAUAUAAUAGUGCGCCGCCGUUGUCGUCGUUUCGACAAAAUCGGAAUCUCAUUAUAGGUUCUCGGUUUUUCUAUGAAAACAAUUAAUAUCGUCGGGUAUCAUGUGCCCACAUUGGUGUUGUUUUAAACAAAAAUACGGCAGGACCGUGCCCGCGAGACGCGACAGCCGGGCCAGUAGGUCGAGCAGACGAUGGAGUAUUUUCACGGUUUUUAUGAAAGAUGUACAUGCACACACGUUGAUUUAUUAAUACUUGAGCGCAUCGCACGGCGUUCGAUUUUUUUUUUUUUUCUAAAUCGUAUCCGUAUCUCGUUAAUGCCGCGACGGUUUUGUCGAUUAUUUUUUUUUUUUUUUUGGAAAUUAAUUUUUGAUUUUAUUUUGAUUUUAGACUGCCGUCUCGCACUCGUUGAACUUCGCCGGGCUCGCGAGUUUCUCGGAAGACCGGCCGGCAAUUGACGAGGAAUUCUCCAACGUACCGGUCAUCACGGUCAAGCCGGACGAAUUGCCGCCCGGCGCCGAGACGAAAAACCGUUACGCCAACGUCAUACCCAUGCCGGAGACGAGAGUGACGUUGAACGCGCGCAACAGUAACUGCGGACAGAAUUCGGAUUACAUAAACGCCAACUUCGUCAAAGUACGUAAAAAAUCCGUUCAGAAGUCACUGUAUAUUGACCUCCUAUAAAAGUAUAAAAAAAAAAAAAAAUAAUACUCAACGUUUUUUUCACGUCGAUAUUACCGUUUUAAACAGGGAUACAAAGGCGCCGACAAGUUUUAUAUCGCUUGUCAAGCGCCGAUGCAAUCGACCCUGCCCGACUUUUGGCAAAUGAUCUGGGAACAAAACACCAGAGUCAUCAUGAUGGUCACCAGCUUGACCGAGAAAGGAGUGGUAAGUUUUCGCAGUUAAUCAUUAUAACAAGUUGAAUUAGAAAAAGGAACGAUUAUAAUACACCGACAGACAGCCGUUUGUAAAAGUUACGUGACGCGAAACCGCGAUCGGUAGGUUUUCACGUAUUAUCGAUAACUUAAAACCUGGAAUUAAAUUACGUGUGCAAUCUAAUCUAAAAGGUAUCCACAUAAACAACAAACUAAAAUCAUACUUACGGUUGACUAGGACACAUUACAAUAUCUGCGUAGAAAGGUAUCUCAUAUUAUGCAUUCGAAGCAUUUCCCUGUAUUUGAAUGAGCCACAAGACGUUUACCUGUAUUGUAUUUCUUACACAAGUUGUAACUCGUAGGCAUAUUUUUAUCGGAAUUUUAAUUUUCGGUUAACUGUUUUUUUUAUUCUCGACUAAAAGAGACGUGCGUACGACGUGUUCUAUAUUUUAGUGUCUUGUGUUUUGAUGUUUUAACGAGCGUCAGUUGCUAUAGUGUUUAUGAAUAUUAUAUUCGUAUCCACCUCCGAAGACGGUCGUCAAGCCGCUCGGUCAAAACAAUAAUACGUUUUAGUGUUUUUAAAAUCGUUCAAGUUCAUUCGGUCACAUUAAAACUCUAUUCGAUUUUAUGAUAAUAAUAUCCAAGGUGAUUAACACAACGUUAGACGCUCAUUAUCUCGGAAAGUAUUAAUUUUUUUUCGUUAUUUGUUUCUUUAGAAAGUGUAAGAGUCGAACAGUUAGCUUUAAAAUGUUACAUUUGCGUUUUUUUGUCACCCUUAUUUUCGGGGAUGAAACCAUUACCUACUUUCGAUUUUUAAAUAUCAAAUAUUGAAAAUUCCAUAAAUAGUUGGGAUAUUAGUUCAAAUCAAUUUUGACAAUGAAGUUUUUAAUUUCGGAUAAUCCAUUGUCGAGAUAUUCCACUUUUAAUUUCUGCUGGGGAAAAUAGUGGAGCGUCAUUUGUGUGGCACGCGGUGUUUAAAUAGUGUUUGUGUUGACGGAAAUCGAAAAUGUAAACUAAUAUUCCAACUAGUUUUUGAUUUUUUAGUAUAUGUUGCUAUUCGAAAAUCAAAAUUAAGUUUUGGUGGUUGUUUCAUUCCCAUAAAUGAGAGUGACAAAAAAUAACAGUAAUAUAAUAUUUCAGAGCGACUUGUUUCUUAAUAUUAAAAAAAUAAAAAACUAAAUUUCGAAAAAAAAUGAAUACUUUCCGGCAUAGUUAUUGUCAAUUAUUUCUUUUAGAUUUCGAGUGUGACGGAGAAGCUUUAAAAUUUUACUGAGAUGAGGUUUUUCUUUAGAAAACGUUUUUUUCGAUUAGUAAAAAUGAAUCGAUUUUAUCACACUUCACCUAAGAAAAAAAACCGGUGAUUCUUCGCCCGUUGUCAGUUUCUAUGAAAUAUUUGUCGAUAUUCCUCAUAUUUUUUUUUUCAAACGCGAAAAAUACAAACAAUAAAUUACGACGAUACGUCGUCGGUUUUAUUUUUGUUGAUUUCCAUACGAUUACUUUGCUUAAAAACGAAAAAAUCAUAAUAUAUCAUAUUAUGUACUUCAUAUAGGCCAUAUAGCGUUACCAGUUUACCGAGUUCCAUUCAGAAUAGUUUUUUUUUUUUUUUUUUUUGAUUGCAAUAAUUUAUAAUUGGUUUUUGUAGUUUAUACAGCCAAAUAAUUGUAGCCUAUAUACAUUCCCAACAACCCGCCUACACGACUACUGCAGUGGCCACGUCGCGAAGUGUAAUAUAUCAGGUUUUUUGAAAACGAAAUAUUCGUAGUUUUACUGAUCGGAUAUUAUCCGACAACGAGAUGUGCAUUUUUCAACCGCGUCAUCUAUACCACAGAACGCAUCGUAUUUGUUAUUAUCAUAAUAUUAUUACAAUGAAAAUCGUUUUCAUAAUAAAUCGUAAUGCUCGAGAUAAAAUCGGUUCGUUGAAAAUUGUAUGAAUCUUUUAAUAAUAAUAAUUAGUUAAACCAUUAUUACGUAUACUGAUAACUAUACUGUAUUCUUACAAAUUAUAUAAUUAGUUUUUUUUUUUUUUUUUUUUUUUUUGUAUACAAUCGUUUAAAUAAAAGGUCAUUUGAUUUAAAACUUCAAUUCCAUUACUGCACUAUUUUAGGCACAAUACGAAAUCAAAACGUUUGGUAUUUUUAUCUCCACUUAAUUUCGUUAUUAAAUCGUCUUUCAGAAAUUCCGUUACAAAUAAUAUAUAAUCGUUGACGAGUACCACUUACUAUAACAACUAUACCAUUCUGAUUGCAAUGUCUCGUCGACGGAGAAUAUUUCGUAAAUCAAUAAAAAUGCCUCGAAUCGAUUUCGAGUGUUUCAAAACACGUCUACAACUGAACUUCGCUCGGCACCGUACUCGGUCUGCGACGAUUUAUCGUUACGAUAUAAUUGAGGUGACUCUAUGUAUCACACCUCCCGGAUAUCACGACCCACAACAGUCGGAACCAUCGGCUCUUUAUUAUUAAUUUUUAGUUAUAAAAGGCAAAACGGGGUUUUUACGAGUUUUCCGGGGAUCAGGUACAUCCCCGCUGAUAAUAAAGCCAUCACGCACAUACGAAAUUUCAACCCCCCCCCCCGGUUCAUUUAGGAGGAGAGAAGAUUUCUAUAAUACUACACUCUGAUCAGUAUUUUAUAAAGUAAGGAUAAUUUAUGCGACGGGAUUAUAAUAUUUCGAUAACGCGUAUAUAUUGUAUAAUGUAGGCAGUUUUAUUAUCGAACGAAACGAUUUUUAUUCAACUUGUUUUUUUUUUUUUUUUUUUUUUAAAACGCGUUUUAUUAUAAUAUAUUAUUUUGUUCGAUUAUGUAAAAGAAACCGAGCGCGUUAUUUAAGCGUAUAUAUUUGCAAUCUAAAAUAUUCAAAUUUGAAUAUAUUAUAAACCAGUCUUUUUCUACCAUAAAAUAGUAGACUGCAUAUUAUCUCCGAAUUUUUUUUUUUUUUUUAUAGCGAUCCUAUAAAAGAAACGCAGGUAUCUAUGCAAUAUACUUGGUAUCUAUAAUUUCUCGAAGAAAAACUUGUCUACUAUUUCUAUUCGAAUUAAAAUAUGCACAUGUAUUUUUUUGAUUUUUUUUUUUCUUGUUUUAAACAUGCUCCGUUCUAUCACUAACCUCCCUUUUCCUCAUAUCGUUCACGUUCGUCGUGGGGGUUUUGUAAUCGUAACAUUUGCUUAUUGUGCAACUAGCACUGUAAAUAUUCUUCUAAAUAAAUAUAAAAAACAGCGACUGACACUAAUGAUUUUCGACGGUUUAGACGAACUAUCGAAUAUUUAUACUCAAAUAUUUGUAUUCCAUGGCCAAAUACACUUUUAUUCGGAAAAAUAUCGAAUAUUUCGGACAAUUAUCGAAUAGUUUUUCCCCACAAUAAAAAAAAAUUCGAUAAUAUUUCCCAUAUGCGAAUAAAAACUAUUAGAAUAGUUUUUUUUUUUUUUUCCAUAUCUGAACACAGACCGUGUUCAAUUUAUUCCGUAAUCUAAUAAUGAAACUAUUCCAACGCAGUGUUCGACGUAUAAUGUCGAAUAAUUCGAACGCUAUCAACAACGGCAUAAUAGUUCGAUAGUAACCAUUCGGUUGUGCCCAUCACUAGUUGAAACACAUUUGGAAACCGCGGUGCACUGCAGUUAGAGCAACAGCAAUAAAUAUUAUAUAAUCGCGUACGUAGCGUAUCUGUAUUACGUCUUAGGCAAUAAACUGUUGUAUAUUAUACGUACAUUUUUUUUUUUUUUUUUUUUCUAGUUUUGUCUAUAAUGGUUUCUUUGACCCUUGAUUAUUCAACAGUAAUAAUAAUAGUAAUACACGCGCGUAUGUUAUACUUAAUGGACACGAAUGAUUUUAGUUGCUUUAAUUAAAUUUUCGUGCAACAACACGAGACAUUGCAGUGUACUCAUUAAUAAAAUGUAUUGAAUGGUUAUAAUUCCGAAAUCUAAAUCGAGUAAAUUUCGUACGGGUUUUCACCGUUAAUUAAUUAAUAGCUAAUUAUCAAUGUCCGAUAGUGUAGCGAAGUAGUUGCUCGUUUUACUAAAUUGGGGAAAAUCCUCCGAUUUUUUUACAGUUCUUGUGCCUCUAGAGAUGUAGAUUUUUUAACCGAUGGUACUUUAUUUGAACAAUUUAUCGAAAUUCCUAAUCGUUUUUCAAACGAAUGUCUUUUUACGUCUGGAUUUUUGUUGAUUUGGCGACAACGGACAAACUCGACUAAUACGCUACUCCGCCCAGAAUCGUUUUUAGUUUGCAGUGAUUCAUCGUUGUAUACAGUAAACUAAAUUAUUCUGUAUAAAUCUUACACUCCAGACUAUCGGCUUACAUCUGCAGUGGCUUAUUCGUGAGAAGUAUUGAACCUUUAUUAAUGCUAUUCAAUUUUAGAACGAAGUUUGUUUACGCAUAUUAUUUUCUAUAGUGAAUUUUCAACAUUUCUGAUACGCACUGAAUUAAAAUAUUAAUUUUAAAACACGCGAUUAAGGUCACCACCGUUCGCCUACAGUCAACAGUUUCGCCUGCAAGUUAUAUUAACAAUCGUAUAUGAACAAUUACGAAUUUUCAUUUAAUUUAAUUUUAAUAAUUACGAUUAAAUUGUUUCCUGUGGCGUGUGUUUAAAAUACUAAACAGUAUUGUGUACUGUCAUUGCAUUAGAAAUAUAAAACAUAUUAUAAAUCCUAACCGUAUUGAACACUAAAAAAAAUUACUUACCUACAGAUAGCACAGCUGAGAAUAUAGAAAUUCCAAAAAAAUCUACGUCUAUACAUCUGUACAUUUUUCGGUAAUUUUUAUUUAUUAUUAUUAUUAUUAUAAUUUUUUUUUUUUACAGGAAAGAUGCGCCGAUUAUUUACCACCUUCGGAAGUCUUGGACUGUCAUCGGUUGUUCGGCGAUUAUCAAGUGACGUUAAAGAAACGAGAAGUAAAAGAAAAGUUCAUCAUAUCCAAUCUACAGUUAAAGGUGAAUAUUAAUAAUAUAAAAUAGGGGCCUACACGCGUAUAAUGAAAAAAAAAAAAAAAUAAUAAGAAAAAGAAAUACCUAAUAACGUGUUGACAUCGAAUCACGGAGUGAUAUUGUAAUUUAUGUUUUAUUGUCGCUUGUCGUGUUGAAUUCGAACCAACAAUUUCCGGCCGGAGUAUUUUGCGUUUGGCGUCGUGUCGUUUAUUAUAUUAUUAUAUUGUAGUGUGUCGAGAUUAAAAAAAAAAAAAAAAAAUACAAUAACAAUAAAAAAUAAAAAUACCUAUGCGGUAGUACGCAAUAGUGACAAUGUGACAAGUGCAUACCGCCGAGUAAAUUCCAAUACUUACAUCAAGAGGUUAACGAAAAUCAUAAAUGUUUUCCAUGUAAUUUUUAAAAUACCUACCUAUACAUAUAUAUAUAUAUAUGUACUAUGUACAUUUAAAAGGUAAAUAUUUUGAGUGAAAUAAGUUGAAAAAUAUUUCGUUUAAAGGUCUCGUGAUAACAUUUUGUUCUUUCUGUCUGUCGCGUGUGCAGUACUCGUAUAUAUUAACAAAGGCAUUCCGCGCCGUCUCGAUUGCGACCAUGUGGUUGAGUUUAGUGCAAGUUAUACAUUUUACUAACAAAAAUUACAUAAACUUUAGCGCUUCUCCGAAUUAUUUUCCAAACAUGGUUAUUUUAAAUAAGUUGUUAAUAAUUAAAAUUAAGGUAUGCGCAUCCUGAGAAGAAAUGAAAAUAUUGAAAAAUAAAAAAAUAAAAUUUUAAGAAACGCUAAUAAAUACUCGUCUUUAUAAAAUGGCGCCUUUGUUCUGAACUCAACCAGAAAGUCGCAAUUGCCGAAGUGCGGAAUGCCUUUGUCGCUAUAUUACGCGCGAGACGGACAGAAAAAACCAACGUUUUAGUGUCAAACUUAGUGACGAAGCCCUUAACAUCAAAAGGUCGAAAACGGAUGAUAAAACGACAAACAAAAUAUAUAUUACGCAUUAAAUGUAUAACGUUUAGUUGUAUCGAAUACUAAACAAAGGUUAUAGUGAACAAUGUUCUAUAACGAAGAACAAACGAAACGUAUUUAAUCGUAGAGAAUGUCGAAAUCCGCGGUCGUUUUGUCCGUAACGAUUUUUUAAAAAAAAAAACUCGUUUUUUUACGGUCGUAAAGAUAUAUUUAUAAAUAUAUAAAAAAAAAAAAAAAAAUGAUGAUAAUAAGUGACGGAACACGCCAACUAACCAUUAUUUACUUUAUUAGAAUUAAAAAAACAAUGCACACACACACAUAUAUAUAUAUAUAUAUUCUGGAGUAAGUUCGCGUUUGAAGUACGUAUACCAUUAUCAUGUUACACGAAUCGGUAGGUAACGUAUACAUUGUUAGGUACCUUUCUAAUUAUUUUUCGGUGCAUUUCUGGGCCGUCGUCGAACAAUCGAAACGCCGUUUAUGAAUCGGACCGAAUAUUAUAACAACGUGACGUGUUCCGUUCGGUCGAAUUAUUGCUAUCCCGUUAGCCGAUGUUUCCCAGUACGAGACGGCAUCUUUCUCCCCGGGUGCCGCCCGAAUAAAACCGACCUCUUUUCCCGUAUUAUAAUCGCGUGCGUUAUUAGUAAUUAUUGCGAUACAACGAACCGUUUCCCCCCCCCCACUGGUCUAUUAUGUGCCAUUAUAUUAUCGUAUCGACAUUAUUAUACCACAGACAAUAUAUUAUUCUAUUAUAAACUAUAUAGUCUUAAGUUUUUAUAGCCCUGAAAAAGCAACCGGUUGCAGUGCGCCGCCUUGGUUAGUCCGAAAUUCCAUAAUCGUUUGUUCGACAAGAAACAAUCGUUAAACUUUCAUCGAAAAUAAUGUUCUAAAAGACACAAAACCUCGAAUAUUCUCAUCCAUAAACAAUAUUGGCCGAAUUGAAGAUUUUCUAGAACGCUCGAAUGCUUCAGACCAGACCACUCGCUCUCCUCAGAAGCGAUCACACGUUACAGCAGAAUGUUACAUUCUGUACAGCCCCCAUGCUUAAUCCAUUUUUCAUUACAACAAAAAUAGUAUAAAAUAUAGGUUUAUAAAGAAAUGGACUGAUAACAGAGAGAGAGAGAGAGAGAGAGAGAGAGAGAGAGAGAUAGAGAGAGAAAGAGGACCUGGAAGAUUGAAAGAAACUUCACAGCGAAGAUUGCAAAAAAAAAAAAAAUAGUCCUAUCGAAUUUUCAGGCAUUGGCUAUUUCUUUCUAACGACGCUGGUAUUAGACAACUUCAAAUGCAAGGUAUGGGGGACAUACAAUUUAUGUAUAUUUAUAAUUCGUCUAAUAUCUAUGACAGUGGUAUACUCAACCAGAUAGUGGCCAAAAACCAUAAGUAUCAUAUUGUGUACACUGCAUAUCGUAUUAUUUAAGUUCUAUUAAACGAUUUUUUUAAAGGGUCGUAAUAAACGCAAAAAAAAAAAAAAAAAAUUAAGGGGUCGCAAUUCGUUAAAAACCAAUCGUUUAUGGUCUAUCGUCUAUUAUAAUAUUGUAUUAUAUUAACACAUAUUAAAUAAACCGUACAAUGUGCAUCCAAUUGCGUUUCCGAAUAGAAGAGCAAUAAUAGUAAUAUUAAAAUCGUAUCUUCUAUCUUGUUCACCAAUAAAUUGACUUUUUUCUUCCAUUAAUUUUUGUCUUGUUUCUAUGCGUACAGCGAGAACUACGGUCUUAUAUUACAAGUAGUUCGCGGCGAGAACUGAGUGUAUACUUUAUUAGUGAUUGAGAUGACCGUCGAUCAGUAUAGCUUAUAACCAUUAUGUAUUACCUAUGUACCGUUUAUAACUGACCAUUUUCGAAAUCCCGACAGAUACCUUUGAAGCUGAUUUCAAACGGGUCGUAUAUUUAUGUGUCGAUAAAUUAUUUGGACGCGGCGGGCGUUUUUCUAGUAAAGUAUCGGGAACCGAGUUUCGCUACCGCGGUUAUCGUGCGGAUUUCGCUAUAGCGAUUUCCAUUAUAUUAUGCAGUUAUCCCGUACGGAACACUGCGAUGGAAUUUACAUUUUUAUAGAAAAUAUUAUAUAACGCGCAUAUAUAAAUAUAUAUUAAGUAAAAUAGACAAAUCUAAAUUCAUACCGGAUUAAAAACGAUUACGAUGAUAAUAAUUAUAAUAAUAAUAAUAAUAGUUUUAUCAAAUGUGUUGGAGUUUUUACCAAUUAAUUUAGCGAUGCGUAUUUUCUGACUGCCUACAUAAUGUUAUCGUUGUUGUUAAUUGACGCGUCUAUUUGCCCGCAGAACUUGGAGACGAACCUGUGGCGGGACGUGACCCACCUGUGGUACGGUGGCUGGCCGGUGCAGGGCGUGCCGUCCGACCCCGGCACACUGCUCUCAUUUAUCAUGGAGGCGAGGUCACACAUGAAGAACAACAACGGGCCGCACGUGGUCCACUGUAGCCCGGGGACCGGGAGGACGGGCACGAUAAUCGCUUGCGACGUGGCCAUCAGGGAGUUCGAACUGUCGCGCGCCGUCGACAUACCGAAAACGGUGUACGCGAUCCGCCGGUGCCGGGCCGGAGCCGUACAGACCAGAGACCAAUACGCCCUCGUCUACAAGGUAAACGCACACCAUCGUUUCACCGUUGCCCCACUACCCCCAAACAUUACGUUCUAAGGGCAUUUUUUUUAAAUUUUUUUUUUGAAAACCCAGUCAGUAGACUGACUGUAAAAAUGUCGAUUUUCCGUAGAUAUGAAGACAUGCGAAGUAUAUAUAGGCGAAAAAAUAGCGUGAAUAAUAAUCCUGCGUGUUUUUCUUACAAUACGAACAGGCUGUGGCAUUGAAAGAAAAUACAUUCGAUACUACUGUAUAGCUACCGUAUUAGAAACCAAUAAAUAUCACGGUUUAUUUAAAAUUAACGCACCGCGGUGGUUUUCGUUGCCGUGCAAAUCGUUCAGACCGCGAUUUCGAAAUAACAAUUAUUAUGCAAAUUUAAAAUUACAUCGUGAAAAAUUUGCCGUUUCGAUAUCUAGUAGAUUCUGUUUAUUUCUCUCCUAUUUUUACUGUGAACUAGACGAAAAAAUAAACAUACCAAUUUACGCCUUGUGUAUUUAUACUAUCUCUUCCCUUUUUAUCGUCAGUGUAAUCUUCAGAUUAAUUGUUUGCAGCUCCCCGUGCCUCUGUACCGUAAUUCGUUUUAAUCCUUGUAUUCUUUUCCAUUAAUGCUCUUUGUUAUUCAAAUCAUUCUACAACAUCUCCUUCGAUUAUUGCUUUCAAUAGACACGCAUCGUGUAUAUGCAGUACCAUAUAUUAUAUUAACUGGAUUGAACCAUAAGCGCUCAAAGUGUAUUUUGAUAGUGUAGCAGAAUUUGAAAUUCAAAGCCACCACCCAUCUCAAACGAUUUUACUUACCCAUAUAAAUAUGUACCUUGGGCGCCACUGGAUUGAACAUUCAUCUCAAUCCAUGAUAUUUCAAGCACUUAUAUGUGUCUGAUAUUUUGUUGUUCAAAUGUACUUAUGCUUAUAAUUUAAAAAUUAACUAAUCGAAUUUUUCGAUGAUUUCAGGUGGUCAAUUUGUACGCGAGUAAACUCUCCGGCGGUGUAUUGGAUUCCAUUUAGUGACCUAUCGUAUUACUCGUUAAACUUUUUUUUUUUAAAUUUUUUUUUUUUAAAAAGUUAAUAUAUUGUUAGUUAUUACAUAAUUUUAUAAUAUCUUUUAUAACUAUUAGUUAAUGUUAUUAUUGUUAUUGUUAUAUUAUAUAAUAUGGUGUCUCUCUUUUGUACGAUAAGUCCGCUUGUUAUAGGUAUAUGAAUUCCGAACAAAUUUAUUUUAAGUCGGGACGAUCUAUAUUCGAUAUUAUAAUCUCCGAGUUCAAACAUAGCAAUUCUGUGAUAAACGAUAUUUUAUAAUGAUAUAUAUUAUGAUGAUAAUUCGUGAUCAAAUAGGUGUUAACCGGUUCACUUCGUUCUUUCGACGGUCGAAGACGGUUAAAAACUUUGGUGUCCUGUACUAUUUUUUUUUUUUUAUUAUAUAUAUUUGUUACGUAUAGGUAUAUAUUAUUGAGCCUUUCGUUUUUAUUGUACAUAAUAUUUUAAAGAUGAAAUUAUUCGGAAAAAUGUUCUUCGAGCGUAAUAAUAAUAUGAUAUUUUUUGUCAAAAAACCUUUUUCCCGUUCUCGCUGUUAUCUCUUAAUAACGUGUGUAGAUAUCGAUUGACAUCGUCCAAUACGCCGGAUUAUUUCCAGAUUUUAUAAUAUUAGAACUUCCGAAAAGAAAAAACCACGUGACAUCCUAAAGUACUCGUCUAUGGGUCGAUAUUGACGAGUACCUGUAAUAAUAUUAUAUGACACCCUCUAUAUUAUAUUAUUGUAUUUUUUUUUGUUUUCUAUUCGUAUAGAACAAUAAUGAAAGUUCCUCUUUACGUAUUUACUUUCGCAUUGUCGGUAUUAUAAUAUUAUAUUACUAUCGUAAACAUGAUAUAUACUACUAUUUAUGUAUAAUAUAAUAGUGAUAAGGUUGAAUCUACAUACUCUUAGUGUUAUAAUAUUAUAUUAUAUGCCUCUACAUUAUUAUACAAUAUCUAUCUUUCAUAAAAAUCCAUAGAUUGUUUAAUAUAUAAUAUUAUAUAAUUAUUAUUUAUGUUUUUUUUUAAAAAAAAAAGAGAUAAAAAAAAGUAAAACCGGAAAUUACUGUUCUUACACAUUGCAACAGGUGAUGGUCGGUUGUCGUCACCCGCCUUCCCCUCCUCGGAAACCGUCUCGAAAACGUAACCAAUAUUGACAGGUAUUAUAAUUAUUAUCCGUAUUUAAGUCGCGAAUAUUUUACACCCGUUUGCUUAAUAUAAUACCGUAUUUUUGUUUCUAUACACCUGCCCGCGCGUUUUGAAAACGCCCGUCAAUACGUGAUUAUCGUCGGCAAAAUACCGUUUAAUAUUCUACACACACCCCGCGAGAAUUAACACGUCACUUCGAUACCUAUAAAGUCUUCGAACAUAAUUUUCGAUACUAUCGUAUUCCUUAAAAUACAAUAAUUCCCGUCUGUUCGAUGAUAACGGCAGUAAUCCCCGUUCGUUCGCGUUAAAUCCGUAAAUACCCGAAGAUACAGGAAACACAGACACCCGAAGAAAACAGGGUUCGGUUAUAGUUAACUAUAAUAUUUUCCACUCGCUGUUGUUGUAUGGACGAAACGUUUAUUCAUCAUUCUCAAUAUCAGUAUCAUCGGCUAAAGCUGUAACUGUCGUGAUUAUACUCUAUAAUAAUGCAAUGUAGUUACGAACAAAUAAUGUCGUCAGGGGGUACCACUUUCAGCGAAUCUAACUAUAAAUAAUAUUUAUAAAAUAUCUUCUUUAUCUACGGUAUAACAAUGCUGGACAAGUAUAUAAUUGUUCAAUAAGUUUUUUUUUUUUUUUUUAAAUUUCGCGUUAAGUUAAAAAAUAUUAAUUUAGUUAAAAAUUAAAUUUCACAUUUCCGUUGGAAAUUUAGAUACCUUAAUAGAAGAAGUUAAAUUAAUGGUCUCUAGCCUUUUUAUUCCCGGUUGAUCGAUACGCUUCGUUAUCGCGCGCUAAAACCAAAAGAAGAUGAAAAAAAUAUAGUUACCAUCACUUACAGCGUUUAAUUUAAACUAAUACCGAGUAUAUAACUCGGUAUAUCGGUUUGAAAAGUGAUAAGAUGGGUUGAAAACUCCCGAGUUAAAUGAAUAUCUCUAUUGAAUAAACUCAAAACUUUGUAGGAGACAAGUAUUAUAGACUAUGAUUAUAGCGACACAAAAUGAAACUAACGUUGUAAUAUGUACGUAAAUGUUUACAUUUUACAAAAAAAGUCUUAUUAGUAUAGGAGACCCGUUUUUAAAAGAAAAAUUAAUGCCCACCUAUUGUACGCGGGAUAUAAUUAUUUUAUUGUUGCAAUGAUCGUUUUUGCGAAUUUCCAAAAAUAGAAAAUAAUAAUUGAAAUUUUACAAUAGUUGAAGAUUUAUCAAAUAAGAAAUUAAACAUUUAGAAUAAUGAAAACUGGCUUACGACCGAAAUUUCACUUUGCUUGAAAUACACAAAAUCAACAUCUUACCAUGUUAAAAUAAGUAAAAAUGAGUUAAAAAGUAACGCGUUAAUAAUGCCCGACCUUGAUUAAUAAUAACUGUAUUUUGUUAUUGCUGCGGUAGAUAUCGAAAAAUGAAAUCGGGUUUUUAUUAUUAUGUUUAUUGUUUUUUUUUUUUUCAAUUUAAUUUUAAGUAUAUUAUGAAUGUAUUAUAAUAUUGUGUACCUAUAAUAGUAGACGACGGACGUAUAACCAGAAAAAAAGUAUUACGUAUGUAUCGGUUUUUUGCUCGUCGUUUUCACCCCUGUAAUUUAUCGUAUUGUUGUUUAAACAAUAAAUCCGUCCUCUCGGUCCGAAUUCGCUUCGUAACGUUCCAAUAAGAUUCACUCGGUUUCGCCGGUAGAAAUAAUAUGUCGACGUGUCGAACAUCCCUCGUUUUAGAAAUAUCUAUAAUAAUAUUUCGUUUGUUUACACCAGUAUAUCUGCGGUGGUUUUUUUUUUUUUUUUUUUUCUUUAUAAUGAUAAAACUCAUAUUAUCUUUACCUAGGUAUAUUUGAAUGUAGUAUUGUUAUCUUAUAAUAAUAUAUUGUUUCGGUAUUACAAUUGUAUUUUUGCAUACGAAUAUAAUGAUAAAUAAGUAACGAUAGAUGCCGAAAAACAAAAUGAACAAAUAAACACGAGUUAUUAUUUUAUUAUAUUGUAUAAUGCAUUUAUAUAUAAUAUAUUUUUGCUUAUUUUUUCUUCUGGUUUUAAUGAUAAUAUAAGGAGGAUAACGUCGAGAUAAUAAUAUAUUAUAUUUAAGUCACUAAUUUUUUUUUUUUUAAAUCGGCCGACUGAGACCUUUACAUAUUAAGAACAGUGUUAAUAUUAAUGAAAAUGACGCAAGCGGGCGAUUAUGGUGUUUAAUAAAAAUAAUUGUCGCCAUCGAAGCGCGUCCUUUUGCUAAUGCCGAACCGCAUGAUGUUCGUAUUCUCCAAAUCGGGAUCUCCGCCUUUCUUGCGGUUCAUCAACAGGGCCAAUAGUUCGGCGGCGGUCGGCUUCCACACCGGCGGUUCGACU
Molecule: messenger RNA, 47890 nt
Organism: Cinara cedri
Lineage: Eukaryota; Metazoa; Arthropoda; Insecta; Hemiptera; Aphididae
Source: the annotation of a GenBank genome assembly